Cinara cedri is the source of this 61360-nucleotide messenger RNA. The record is from the annotation of a GenBank genome assembly. NCBI's taxonomy places the organism in Eukaryota, Metazoa, Arthropoda, Insecta, Hemiptera, Aphididae.
AUUUCAAAAACACCGAGCGGACAUUUCAUCCCUCCGGCAACGUCCUCGUCUCGUCCCGCUGCAACAGCAGUCCGCGGUACACGCACACGCACACUGCACACUACACGAGCCGUCGACGUCGGCGCGCGCGUCACGUAGUCGUCUUCCGUCGUCCGUCGUCCGGCCGCAUUAUAAACCGCGCACUAUACGGACCGCACGCACGCACACACCCACGGGCCACCCCGUAUAUAAAAGUAUCGCUUGUCGUAUUGUCCUGUCCACUCGAUUUCUGCCACCGGUCUCUUGCGUUCCAUAAGUAUCGUACGGUCCUGUCGUCGUCUAAGUCGUGACUUGUCGUGUCUUCUGUACAUCAUUACAGUCGCCAAAGCCACCGGACAAAGGGCGCAACAGGCUAUACCGUAUCGUGUGUGCCGUACCGCCGUUGUCGCAGUCCACAAGUACGAGGAGCAUUCCGGCACGACCGGCAUAACCAAGGAAAAGGUUAGUAAUAAACUCGCCGUGACAGAUACAAUGGAUGAUGUUAUACGCCUUAAAAACCGAAAUACGUGCCGAAAUAAACUUAGAAAAAAAAAAAAAAAAAUUGGAAAUCCUAAUAUUUUAUUUUAUAAUUAAGCUUUAAAUCAAUAAUUUUUUCAGCUUGAAAGUAAAACAGUUUCAAUAUUUUUGAUAAAAAUAACUUCGAAUAUGUAUUAUAUCGUCGGCUAUCCAGAAAAACCUCAUAAAUUUUACUUUGGUUUAUUCUAGGAAUUUGUACCUUUGUCACAGUUGUUUGCUCCUCUUAUAAAAUGUAUAUAUAAUAUAAAUUAUAUCUUAUAAAAUGUAUAUAUAAUAUAAAUUAUAUCUUAUAAAAUUGACUUACAAAGUUGUAUAGGUAGCCGAUAAUAUUUUUAAAAAAAUACCUGGUUUUGAUUAUAAAUUUAAAAGACAAAUGGAGUAAUAAUAAACUUAUAGCCUGAUCAUACUUUAAACAUGUUACCAAUUAUUUUGGAAUUCUCGAUUUAAGGAGUUAUAAUAAAAAACUCUAGUAAAUUUGAAAAACCCACAACAUACAGUAUAAUUUUAUGAAUGCUGAAUUUUUAUUUCACGAAAUACAUUUUUUAGUACAAAUAAGUAAUUUUUUUUUUUUGAUCGAUCAAUGAAAAAAUAAAAAUAUUUUUAAAGCAUGCUACGACGUUACCGUUUUCAUUGUUUUUAAUUUUUGCAACUUAUUUACUUAUGUUUUCUACCAGAAAUAUUGCUUAAAUAAAAAAUUGCAAACGAUCAAUUUUGAUCAUUUUAGUAUAUAGUCACUGACAUAUAAAAUCGUUUUUAGUAUUGAAAGAAUUUUUUGUAAUAAUUGGGAAAACCCAAAAAUUUGAAAAAUAUGUUUUUUUUUUCAAAUUACGGUGGAUUGAUUUUAUUGUUUAAAAUUUUUACCUCAUAAAUUUUCUAUUAUAAUUAUCGCUCCAAUAUUGUUGAAAAUUGUUGAAAAACAGCAAGAGACUUUUGGUUGCAUUUUAAUUUAGUUAGCAAGUAAGGAAGUUGAUUUUGAUAAUGAAAAACCGAAAAAAAUGUAGAAAGUACCACAGAAUAAUUUAUGAAAAUAAUUACUUUAUUAAUUUAAAUUUCGUUUUAUUUUUAAAUAUAAUUCAUUUAAAAAUAUUCGAAGAGACUUAUAUUUAUUUUAUCUAAACGUGGUAAAAUUUUCAAAACAUUUGAGCCAUUUUUAAAUUAUUUAUAGACAUUUUAAUUUUGUGAGUUGGUUAUGGCGUAGUUUUUAUUUAGCAGGUAAUCUGUGGACAAAAUGUUUAGAUUAAAGAGAUAUACUUGAAAUUUAACAAGAGGUUUAUUAUAAGUUGCACUUAGUGGUAACAAAAAAAUUAAUUCUAAUGUAGUAUUUUUUUUUAUACAAGUUCUAAAAUCAAAUUUUGACGAAAAUCAUAAACAUUACAAUCUUUCAAAACAUGCGUAACUGAACUUCGCUUUGAAAUGUUUUUCGUUAGCUAUAGUUUAACGUUGGUUACAGGUAUAAUAAAUAACUUAAUACAUCGUACCUACACAAUUUCCCACUUUCAACAGUGGUAAACUCGUCCCCAGUAUCAGUUCUUUUUUUUUUUUUGUGCUCAAUGACAAUGAAAGAUAAUAUUCAAAUUAUUCAUGUCAUAGGUAAUAAAUUAAAAGUAAAACAUUCAGUAUUUGGUAUUUUUCAAUUUUUUUUGUUUUAUAAAUAUUUGUCUUUUUUCUAAAGAUAAUUUCUGAAAAUUUCUAAGGCAUUUAAAUCCGAUAUCUAUUGGUGAUAAAACAUGUAUAUACAUUAAUAAUCCAGUCCAAUAGUCCAACAAAUAAUAUCAUUGUGUUUUUCGUAGGCUGUUUGUCUUUUUAUUUUACAUAUAUUUUAAUUAAACAGGAACAAAGCAGAACUACUCUGACAAGAAUCGCGAAACAGUUAUGUUAUUUUCCUGCCCCGUCUACUAUUCGAUUCGACUGUCAUAAUAUUAUUAUAAUAUAAUAGAUACAAACAAUUCGUUUUGAAUGAUUUUUUGUUAUUUUUAUUACGGUUUAUGUACACGCGUGCAUAGUAAUGGUAUUAUUAUUGUAUAUCAUAAAAUAUUGCGGGGGUGUAUAUAAAGAAACGAAAAUAGUAUUCUUAAUAACGAAGGUGUAAUAUUAACACAUUUAUGGGAUUUGGUUUUUACAAUAAUACCAUCGGAAUUUGUACAAAAAAAAUUAACUGAUCCGGCCAAGUUUAGUAAAAAAUAUAUAUAUAGUAUAUACACAAUAAUUAGUUUGUUAUUAUAUGAUAUUAGUCAAAACUGAGCAAAAUACACCGACAAAUACUUUGGGCCAUCUAGGGUAAACUAUUGUUGUUGGUGAGAAAUUGAUCAGGUAGAGGAUAUAAAAUACCUAAUUUUUAAUAUAUGUAUUUAACAACUGAAAGAACGGCAAACUAUUGAAAAAAAAAAAAACAACUGAUUCUAAGCAGAGUUUAGUGAACACUGGUAACGUAUAAUUUAUGACAUAUUAUUAAUAUGUUUAUUAAAUAUAAACGAUUAAGAACACUGAAGAUAAAAAUACGAACAGGAUAAAAAAUACUAGAUGUAUAUUAAGCAUCAUCACCUUUUCGUUUCACUCAUCGUGACGUCUUGACGGUUAACAUUUUUAGAUUUUAAGUGGAGAUGGAUAUGUAUUAAUUUCAUUAUAAUGUGUGUUUUUUUAAAAAAAAUUAUUUGUGAUCUGUAAUGAAUAAAUUCAUCUAUUCUCUAUCAACAUCUAGCUAGGAAUUACUAGAGUAUUUUUGUGAAAGACAAUUUUGUCUGGAUUGUGCGUAUAAAGAUCGUUUUUUGAUUUUCUAUGCAGUUUUUCAAAUAAUUGAAAAAAACUGGUAUAAAACGUAGAAAAACAGAGAAAAAGUUAAAAAAAAAGCAUAGAGUCCUUAUAUUUUCACAAAAUUUCUUUAUAAGUAUUUUAUCGACGUGGUGAAUCAUUUUGGCGAUUUUUGAGCUAUCCAUUUAAUAUUUUUGAAUUUUUUUUACCUUUAACUUGGUUUUAUAUGAAUACAAUUGUUACAAACAGAAAUGUUUGACAAUUUAACAUAAAGUUUAUUAUAAGGUUUAUUUAGUGGUCUAAAAAUAUUAAAAGUUGAACUUAAUGAAAUAGUUAUUUUUACAAACAUUUUAAUUUCAAAUUCCGAUGAAAAUGAUAAAAAUUGCGGUACUUAUAAUAAUUAAUUAUAUUAAUUAUAUAUGCUCGUAGUUGUCAUUAUCUUAAGUAUUUUUUCAUGCUUAGUCGUGAUAGUAACCAAAAUGUUUAGAGAAAAUCCGUUUCCAUGACAACUUUAAUUUUUUUUCCACAACAUGCCACACAGAAGAAUAUUAUCCGUAUCGUGUGCAUGUUUAUGACCAAAAUAUAGCAUCCGAUAUUUUUGUACAAGUAAAUAAAAAAGAACACCAAUUUUUCAAACAAAUACACCACAGAUAAAGUUCUUCUUUAUACAAUAUAAUAUUCAUUGUGAAAUCUUGAUGAUUCUACUCUAUUAUAGGGCGGGAAAAGUUAUUGCGCACAAAACAGUUUUAAAAUCAAAUUAUUUAUUCGGCCGUUGUGUUUCCAUGUCAUCUUAUAAAAUGCAAAAAAAAAACAAAGCUUUUAGAUUGAUAUUUUAUAAUGACAUGUGUUAUUGUAAUUUUAAAAUUAUACGUUAAAAACUAUUUUUUUAUGUGAUUAUUUUAAAAAAUAUUUCGAUAUUUAGUUUUUUCUAUCCUCGAAUAUCACAUUAAAUGUUAUGUUAUGUCGGGUAUAUAAUUUUCAGUUUCUUGCCAUAAUAUUUCGAAUUGUAUACCUAAAUUAAAAACCGAAAAAUUACAUAAUUAACGAAAUAAAAAGCAUUCAUUAAGUAUAAAUCAGUGCACCCCUUUUCCCGAAAAAAACCGGUCAAAAAGUUUUAAAUGCUAUUGAUACACACAGUGCCGUUAUCAAUGGCCUCAUUUCCCUUCAAUAUUUUUAAUAAUAUAUAUUUUAUAUUUUAUCUAUAAAUCUACAAUUAUACAGUUAUUAAAAAAUUAUCUUAACAAAAUAAUUGAAUCAUCACUAAACUAUAUUAUAUCAGAUAAUAUACCGAACUAAUACUUUAUGUAGCAUAUCGUAUACUAUAUUAUAUAGCGUCAGUUCGGUAGGUAUCUAAAUAUAUCGUUAAUUUUAAUAUGUAUCCCUCGGAUUCCCAUAGUGAACUAAAAUGAAUAAAACAAAAUUGAUAAGUCAAAUGACCUAUAAAGAUUAAAGAUUUAUAUCAAUCAUCGAAAAUAACUACAUGGUUAUAUAUUACAAAUACAUUGAAAGCUAUUCUACAUACCUAUAAUUAUCCAUAGUAUAGACAUUAUGAUUUAUUAUAUAGUUAACAUUAUUUAAGCAGUAUAUUUCCAAAAUUAAUCAAAUUAGCGUUUUCCAUUUGAAUAUUAUUUAUAUAUGCAUAAUGUACAUAUAUAUAUAUAUAUAUAUAUAUGGUAUAAAGUCUCAAUUUUCAAACGUACCAUCAUAUAUUAUGUUAUCGUGUAUUAUUAUAACAUUAUAUUAUAUUUGUCUAGAAUACAAAUCUGUUCUACAAUUAAUUUCGCUAAGUGAUAUUAAUUCUGCGCACCGACUAAGUUGUUACAAAGUUGUCAAACCACAUAUAUUAUAGUAUUUGUUUUCAUAAUUUAUUUAGUCCAUACACAUAAUCUAUAAAUUAGAAUAAUAAUUAUACCACACAUAUAAACAUAAUAUUGAGUGGCAAAAGUUAAUCAAACAUUGCAAUUAUUAUAUUAAUAAUUUGAUAUUAUAAUGAAAAAAUAUCGAUUUAACUAUUUUUGCUUAUAUUAUAGACCCUAAAAAUACAUAUUUUCCGCUUAACGGUACUUUAUUUGACAAAUUUUCCGAAAUUCCCAAUAAUUUUCCAAAUAUUUGCUUUUUAUGUAUGUGUGUAUUUUUUUCAACACUUUCGGUGACUAAAUUGCUCCGAUUUGAUCACGCAGUACAUUAAUAAAAUAAUAUACCAAAUACGCACCAGCUUUUUUACCCCUGUACUUUUUGUCUUUUCAGUAGCGACCCAUUGAGGUAAUAUGAACUUAAAUACUCAAAAGUGAGCUCAUCCAUUAAGGGCAUCUAUUGUAAUUGGAUUAUAUUAUUAUUUAAAUUUUAAAACUAAUAAUACCUAUGUAUGUAUAUAUAAUCAAAAAGGGCCCGAUACUGGAGUACAGCCAUUGUUGUAGAUAAGAGGUCGGGAAAUUAAGAAUACAUAAAGUUAUUUAAUUUAUAUCUGUGCAUAAUGAUAAACCAUUGCUAUGGAAAAACUAUUCGGAGCGAUGUUCAGUAAGACAUAUUUUUAAAUACCGUAAUAUUUACGAUUUUUGUCGAAAUUUGAUUUUAAAACACUUAUGAAAAAAAAUUUCAGCAAAAAAGGUCUCUUGUCGUUUUUCAAUUGGAGUCAUAUUUAUGCUAGAAAACGUGGUAGGUACUUAUUUUAAAUCAGGGUGGUCUAACCCGCGGAACUCGAAACCUUUUUUUUUUUACCCCCCCUCAACAAUUAAAUUAAUUUUUUUUUUAAUAAUUAAAAAUUAAAAUCACAAUAUUAUUAUAUUAAAAUCGUAAUAUGUUCAUAUAAAUUUUACAUUUUAUUGUUGUACGGUGGGAGUUCCCGGGAGUCAGUCAUAACGCGAUAAGAUUCGAUGAACAGCGUGAAUACUAUUUACAAUCGUACAAUCGCGAGCAUUAAAUAUUUCUCUAAACUAAAUCUAUUCAUUAAUAAUUAACCAGUCGAGCCCAUGUGUCCGUGUGUCCGUGUUAUUACCGUUCAUACGUUUUAUUUUUACCAUGUCUGAAAGAAAAAACAUAAUUUUGCCGAUGAAAAAAGAGGAUUUUUGUUACCACCACAGGGUGUUCAAUUGAUAUUGAAAAAUUGACUCCUGAAAAACAAUGCCAAUCAUCAUAUUAAGAAAUCAAUUAAUUCUAAAUAUAAGUAACUUAAUCUGUAUUGUAAUAAUUUGUUCGUUAUAUAAAAUAAAAUAUAAAUAGGUAAGAAUAUAUUUUUUUUUAUUUUGGUGGCCCUCGGUGUUUUUAUGAAAGUGUAAAUUAGCCUGCCAAAUACAAAAGGUUGGACUAGACUGUUUUAAAUAAUGAAAUAAUGAAAAAUCGUAUUUUUUUCCCUGGUUAAUCGUUUUUAUUUUAAAUACCGUUUCGAAAUUAAAAAACGACUUAUGUAUUUACCAAGUAAAUAAAAUUGACUUCCAAAAGAGGUGCUACACUUAAACGUCGAAGCAGGUUUUCUAGGAUAAAAGUGGUCUACAGUAUAUAAAGAAAAAUAAAUUAACAUUGUAAAAAAUUUAAAAAAAGAAAAAAGUCGUCCGAUGAUUUUGAAAAUUAAAAAUUUUUAACCGAAUAGCAACAAAAUACCCGAACACCGAACACUUUGCCGUAUUUUCUAAGUUUUUCCUCGGUUUUCCGUUAUCAUUAGGAAAACUAUACGGAAAAUCAAAUAACAAUUUUCUUACAAACAAGAUAAAAAUUAUUUUUUGAAAAUAUCCUAUUAUUGAGUUUUAGACAUAGAUUUCUGGUAAGCAAAUAUAAUCUUACACAUUUUAAAUAAUGGCAUCUUCGCGCCGUAAUUUGAAAAAAAAAAUCGUAUUUUUUAACAUUUUUGGUUUUCUUUAUAUUAAUUUAAAAACUACUUUAGAUAACAAAAAAUAAUUUUCUGUUAGUGGCCAUAUAUCAAAAGAAAUAAAAUCAAUUGCUUAUCAUUAUUUAAUCGGAGCAAUAUUCUGAUAAGAAACAUGAUUUGCAAAAAUUAAAAACAAUAAAAUCGGUAACGCCGCAGCGCACUAUAAAUAUUUGCUUAUAAUUUUCUUUCUGGUUUUUUCCAACUAUUAUAAAACCCCUUAAAAAUAAAAAAAAAACCUUCUUAAUUUAUUAACAACAAAAAAUCUCUUUUUAGAAAAAUCAUUUUAUACUUUGGAGCAAGACAACAGUUAUAAUAGAAACAGCUGUCCUAGGAUAAUGGGAAUGAUUGCAUAGCCACUGUUAUAAGUAAUUUUAUGUAUAUCUGUAAGCAAUGAUUAAUAAAUAAUUGUUUAAGAAAAGGCGAUUCUGAGCGAAGUUCGAUUGAUAGUAUUGUUUUAUCAAGAAUAUAUAUGUCAUAGUAUGGUAAAAUAAUCAUAUAUGCAUUAUAUAUUUUCUUUAAUAAUAUUUGUUUAAUAUUUUACCUAUUUUACCGUUUAUCUUACGUUUUUUUCGGUUUCUCCAUGUUUUUCCUAUUUAUUAUGAAAACAGCUGAAAAAGUCAUAAAAUGACUACUAUCCCAGUCAGAUUUUUUUUCAGAAUUGUGUUAUCAUUAGAGCAAAAUUUCUGGUAGAAAAAUUGUUCACAGAUAAAAAAAACCAUAGUUGUAGAAUCAUUACAUUCCUCGUUUCACUCAUAAUUUAAAUUGUUUCAAUUAGUUUUUAAUCAAUAAAUUGAACGUGUGUAUUUUAUACCCUGGAGAAAUUAUUUUCCCAGUGAUACCCAACAAAUUGCAAAUAACUAAAAUUCUGAGAAAUUAGAGUAGAAGUAUAUUCGUUUACAGUGUGUCCCGUCUUUUAUGUACCUUUAAAUAUUUUAGCUCGAUGACCUUAGAUUGAAAUGAAGUUUUUAGUUUAUUAAAAUACUCACUUUGAGAUGAUUUUCAGGAUUUUAACCCUUUCAGCUAAUGGGCGUAUACGCGCAAUACAAAUAACUUUUUUUGAAUUGUAACCCUUAUUUUUGUCACCAGAUAUGAAUAGAUCGUUUUUUUUUUCAAGUCAUUUUGAUUUAUUGACCAUGGUUCUAAACCAUUUUUGGAAUCCGAUCAGGGCUCACCCACAAUCGUUUUUUCAAACAAGACGAUUUUUUUAUAUUUGUUUUUUAUUGAAAUCUAUUGUUUUAUACACUGAGUUAAAGUUUAUUAUUAUUUUUCUUCCUUUUCUAUAUUUAAUAUUCAUAUCAUAUAGGUAUGUGUUGCAUCAAUCCAUACACUUAUUUAUAAAAAAACUUACGGUAGAUACCUACAAUUUCGAUAAAAUAAUAAUAUGUUGUAUAUUAAUUUCUAUUCGAAAGUCAGAGUCGAAAUCGUUUUAGAAUACAAAAUAAGGAGAUGAUAUUUUCAAAAAAAAGAAAUACAUAUCCAUAUAUAUAUAUAUAUGUAUCAACAAACUACGAUUGUAGUUCACUGCAGAUUUAAUAGAAACCAACAGAAAUAAUUGCAUUAUCAUAAUAAUAUUAUUGUUAUGAAUAAUUUACCGUGUAUAAUAUUAUAAAUAAAAUAUGAAAAAAAUAUAAUUUAAUGUAAUGUUUAAUUAAUUAAUUAGACAUAAUUAAUAGACGAUUGUACGAGAAAAUAAUUAAAAACUUUUGGAUCAAAUUUAUCAAAAAAUAAAUAAUAAUAAAAAAAAUAUGUGUAAUUGUAAAUAAUUUUUAUUUUAAAACGGACCGUACUUAUUAAAACGUAUAUCUACGACACAGGGAAUCAUUUCACGGUAGCGUAAGGAGGGAAAAUUGUAUCUUUCCAUUUGCUUAAAAUUCAACAACUAUCAGCGUUUAUUUAGCAAUUCAAUCUUGAAAUUAUAUAUAUUUUAACCAAAUUACUAGAAAAAAAUUAAUCUUGGUGUAUUGAAUAUAAUAUGGCUUUUUUAGAGUCUGCUUUUAAAUUCUCAUUUUCACGUUCUGGUAUAUCAAAUUAAAAUGUUACAAUUUAUGCAUGGGCCAUGACUACUAUUUAUUACAUCCGCUUCCAUUGUAAACUCCUAAGCACUCUACUUGUGCAGGACUAAAUUAAACUUUCCGUAGGCCACAGGCACUAAUUGAAAAACUUGCCUAUCAUAUCAUAGGUACAUUUAAAAAUAAUUUUUAUCGAGUUUACUUUAUAAUUUAAAUAUAAUAUUUACCGUACCAAUUACUGUAUAUUCGCAAAGACUAGGUGAUUAUUAAUGCAUAGCAUAUAAUUUAUUUAAAAAAAUCUAAUAACACAAUUAGACACUAAUAAACAAUCACAAUAACAAUGAAUUCAUUAUCGCAUGAUACAGUACGCCGUCAAAACGAUCGUAUAAGCUAAAAUUCAAUAAUACAUUGUACAUAAAAAUCUAACACGCAUCGUUUUUGCAAUCGUCGAUUCAUUUUUUUUUUUAUUAUAUUCUAGAUUUUUAAUUUUAUCACGUUUUUCUCUUAAACAUUACGCUAUACUAUUAUUUUAAGAUAUUUGUAGCAAAUUUAUUUCUACAGUUUUCGUAUAAAAGUAUACAGUUAAAACCUCUUAUACUACUGUUUAAUGUUUUAUUCAAUUGUAUAAGCCUUUAGAGCUUUAGUAAUCAUCUGUUAUGGUCUCCUCUUAUAUUUUAAUAUUAUUUGUGAUUUAUGUUUUUCGUAAAAUUUCAAUUUAUAUUUUCAACGAUUGGAAUAAUUUUUGUUAUUAAUGAGUUCAAAACUAAUUAAUAUGUAGGUAUGUAUUUAAUAAACUUAUUAUCGUAUUCUCACGCGAGAAAAAUAAAAAAAAAUUAUAUUUUGAUGCCCGAGUAUUUUUUUAUUUAUAUUGCUAUGAGGUUUGUUUAAGGUUUGUUAAGGUUGUUUUUAAGCUUUGUUUUCUAAAGUUUCUAGAGAAAAUCAUAUGUAAAAACUACAUAUUUUUUUAAAUAUUAAAAUUAUGUUUUUUUAACUUUUAUUUAAAUCGAUUGUAAUCAUUUUAUAGCUUAUAGUGUAAGAAAACCCAACGAUAUUAUACCUAUUUGCAAAAGAUAAAAAAAUAAAGAAUCAAAUUAAUGAAUUACAUGUGAAAAUGUCUUUACAUAAAUGGAAUUUUGUAAAUACAAUAGAAUAAAUUAGGUAUGUAUUUAUUUAUUAGCUAUAGUUUUAUCAUUUUUAUUCGAGUAAAUAAGGAUAUAUAUAUAUUAUAGAUAAUAAUAAAGACCUGCUACAAGGGUUGAAUAAAUUUUGUACGUAUUAUAUUUUUCGUACACAUUUUAUAUAGUAAAAAAUUCCAAUUAAUAUAGUUUAUUAUUAUUGUCAAAAUUUUAAAAGAAAAAUAGAUAGGUACACAUUUUGUUAUAGCAUAGUAUGUACAUUGUAUCUAUCUACACUAUAAUAAAUUUGGAUUAUAAAUUAUAUUAUUAAGGAUUGUGCUAUUCGUACUGCACAUUUAAUCUGGUACUUUAAUUAAUUAAAAAUAAUCUAAAUUUUAUUCUAACCGGUAUUAAACGGUAUUAUUAUAAAAUAAAAUAUUACUUACCCAUUGGUAUUCAAAAUAAUAUCACUGGUAUUAGUGGUAUCAAUAAUCACACUAUACUCGGUUAUAACAAAAAUUUAAAAACUUCAGAAAUCAUUCCUUAAACAUUGAUUAAACAUAUCACAUAUUUUAAAAGUUAUUUUUCAAAAAACAUUUUGUAUUUUUGUAAAUUAAUAUCUAUAUCUGAAUAUUUGUAUCAACUAUAAUUUAGUCUUAUAUUUGUUUAAUAAUAAUUAUUGAUAAUAAUAUAAUAUAAUUAAAUGUGAUUUUCAAUUUUGUCCUAAAGAUAAUAAUGUAUUGCCAAGUACUUUUGUUGUCCCUAUCUAAUGAUUGUUAAAAUUAUUUUUUUGAAGAAUAUAUUACAAUUUAUAAUGCAAGUCAAACGAAUCAUUUAAAUUUAUAAAUUAACAAUCGCAUUACCAUUCGAUUGCCAUCAUUGCACUGUUGCAUUAUCUUUUAUGUCAAUAAUUUUUUUUUGAAAGAAUAAAUUGUUUUGUAUAACCAAUAUAACAAUCUGAGGGUUUUUCUUUAUAAAUACUUACUUCCGUUUUUAGAUUUUGAUUAAUUUAACCACUUAAUUGGUUUUAAACUACUAUGGAUUUUUCACUAUAAUUUAUAAAAACUGCAGAACAUUUUGUGUGUCUUGGGUCACUUUUUCAGUUAGUAUAAAUUCUCCAAAUCUUUCGCACCGGAUAAAAUAUGUGGAUUUUUCGUCUGGCGUGUGAUGUUAUUACUUUACUUGAAACAUAUUUCUAGAUUCUUAAUGAUUUUUCUGAAAUUUCGUUAAAAACUAGCGAAAAAAAUAUGUCAAUGACAGUAUAUGCAAUCUAUUAUUUAUAGGUAUGCUCGUAGACAUCUGAAAUAUUGAAUUUAUCUUAGUGGACACAAAAACAUUUUUAAUUCGUUUAUUUUAAUAUUUUCGAUUUUUCUACGAAAGAUUACGCUCGUGGACCUCCUUUUCGCCCCAUUUUGACGUACGUGAAUUCUGAAAGUGUAGAAUUUUCUGGGUAAACAUGAAGUGUAGAACAAACAGAUUCGUUUAUACCGCGUGACGUAUUAUUAUUUUAAAUUAUUUAAUUUUGCGGAACGAGGAUAACGUUGCGGUUUCGGCGAGUAAGCCGUGACGGGGACACUCGUCACGGUCCAUCCAAAUCCCGUCCGUGGUGAAACUUUUAGCGGUGAACCUUUGUCCGGCAAUAUACGUACUUUUGGUCUCGCAUAUAUCAGCUGUACCGUCCCGACCAGAGUCUACCACUCCAAUGGGGGUGAAUCCAGUUAAUCGUUACGAACGGAUAGUUUCGCCUAAUAAUUAGGUAUGAUGAUUAGGUUAUGAUGGCGUGGUUGUAUACCCGGUCUUUGUAUACCCGGGAAACAUUUUCGUGGGUGGGAGGAAUAAUUCAAAGUUGGUCGUGGGUUCUUCGCGAAAUAAUUUGGAUUAUCGAGUGUUUGAAUUGUGUUGUUAUAAAUAUAUAAUAUAAACAUAAGAAGUUCGAAAUAUCGAGAUGGCUAAAAAGAAAAUUCGAAUUACCGCGAGUUAUGUUUACAAUAUAGUUUGUUUCCAGAGAAAAAGUAGUGGGCCAAUUUUCUAUAGUUUUUUUAAAAAAAAAACAAAUUCACUUUUGAAAUUACAUACAUGUAUACAAUUUAUUAUACAUAAACAACUGUUUACAAAUAAAAAUCUACCGAAUAUGUGAAAUAUGUCUGGCUCCCUUUUUUGAUAAUAUAUUUUAUUACUCUAAUCUCAUAAAGUAUAUAGCAAAAAUCUACUUUUCUAAAUUUUACAACUAAUUAAUCUGAUUUGCAAUUCAUUAUUCCGAGGUCCUAAUUUUGUAUUUAAGAAUAUCAGUGUUAAAGAAGGAAAUACAAUUUCAAUAGUGAUCAGCUGUCUUGCUUUCUUAAAACGAAACGCAUUGACGCAAAGCAUAAUUUUUAAACUUAUCUACUUAGCAAUUCCAUAAAACAAAUUCUUCAAAGUGUUUGUAUUCUGUAAAUUGAUCUAUUACUUUCAAUGUACCUAAUUCUACAUUAGAUGUGGAUGCAGCAAUGCCAAGUUAGUCAGUCUUUUUUGUCCGAUUUGACUUCGUAACCAAGUUAUUAAUUUAAAUAAGCAUCAAAGUAUAAAGCAUUACUAUACAGAGUGAUUUAUUUUAUUUAGGCAAUUUAUAACUUUUUCUUACUUCUCCGGUCUAAGCUUUAAACUGUUAUAACUCAUAAACGGUAAAUCUGAUAUUAGUGUUAUCAAAAUAUCUAGAAAAAUAUUCUCUAUUAAAAUCUGUGUUCAAAAAGGGGGGGAGUUCUAUUUGAAAAUUAAAAUUAUGUAUUUAUUUAAAAAAUAUAGAGUAGGAGUAAAAAAUUAUAAAUGGUUUUAAAAUAAAGCUUGAGUCAUUCUAUAAUAAUUAAAAAAAAAAACAAAAAUCAAAUUCACUUAAUAAUUCCAGAUAAUUCCUGGGUCAUGAUAAAAAAACAUCACCCUGUAUAGAGCAAAUAAAACAGGAAAUACAACUUAAAAUUUCAAUUAAUAUAAUAUUUUCCAAUUUUUUAACUUAAAACAUAAAAAUAGUACCCGUUCAACGUCAAAAUCAUUACCAUAAUUUUACUCUACUCGGUGUUCACUCCAAUGUAUCAUAAGAACAUAUCAGUAGGGUAAUAUUAAAAUCAAAAAUAAUUGAAUAAAAUAGUGACCCAAGGGAGGGGAGCGAUCGCUCUUUUGCUUGCCCCAGAAAUAUGCCUUUGCUAAUCUAUAUUAUUAUUUUGUCUUGAUCGCGAUCACCAUUCAUCUAUCGUUUGAGAUUUUGAGUAAAUUUGAUAGAAAUCCCCAUUAUUUUUAAACUCUCAUUUCGAAAAAUUAUAAUCGAUAAUUUUCAAAAAAGAUUCAAAACUCAAAAAUGUAUUAAUUCUUAUAUACAGCUAUCACCUUGUCUUAAAUUCGUUCCAAAAUAAAUAUACUUUGAGAUAUAGGUACUAUUAUAGAUUCACGGAAAACAAGUACAUGUAUAGUAAAAAAAUCAUAUCAAUUUGGUUUUGAAUAAAUAUAAUUUUAUCAAUAUUUAUUUAAAUAAAAAAUUCAUACAUAACUGUUUGAAAAUAUUAUAGUUACAUUUGUUAACAAAUUUUAGAAAGAAAUACAAAAAUAAUCGAUCCCUUUCAAAUUUGUUAUGAAAACUAUUGGUACUUUUCAAAACUCAAACAAAAAUCGAUCUGUACAAUAACCUGGUUAUUAUAACCACGAUGAAAUUAUUAUAUUACUGUAGUGUUGUAAUGUGUAAAUAAAUAAAACUGCAUACUGUCUUCGUAGAUAAUUGUUUUCGCGGAAAAUACUUCGCGAUUUCAUUAUACAGGGUGUCCCACGAAAAUAUACUCAUUGUAAUAUCUUCAAAGAUAAUUUUGAUAAUCAAACUUUGUUUUUUUUUUUAUAUUACUCACUAGAUAAGGACACAUAUUUAUGCUGCUAUUAAUUUUUAUAAUUUAGAAACAACUUAAAAAGUCUUUUUUAUUUUGACGUAUCAAUUUUUUUUUUCAUUAUAGAUUCAUGAUUUUUAAUAAUUUUUUAUAAUUUAGAGAAAAAAAGCUAACAGUCAAUUAGUCGUAAUAAUAACAAUCAAUUGGCAAAUGUGAUUACAGACUGCUGUAUAAUUUAUUAUAAGUACCUAGGUACUUUUCUUUGAACUUAAAAAAAAAAAAUGAUUAAUCAGGAAUUUAUGAAUUUAAUGAAAAUAAAAAGAUACUUUUCUUUUAAGUUUAUUAUCAGAACAUAAGAAAUUAAGUGCAACAUAAAUAUUUGUAGUCUUUAUCCCUGUGAGUAAUUUAAAAAAAAAAAAAACAGAAUUUAAUCAUCUUUAUCAUUUCCGGAGAUAUUUCAAUGGGUAUAUCUUACAUACGUGAAAUUGGCCGUCCACUAUGACCAAUAUUUUUGAAAAUAGUAUAAACAUUUUGCAAAAAAUUUGCAAAUGUUUGCAAAUCGGUUUUUAGUAUUCGCAAAUUAUUUUCCUGCCCUGUAUUAAAAAGACAAGCUAAUUCCAACUUUUGCAAUUAAUUUUAAAAUAAUAAAAUAAUAAAAUACACAGCACUUAUAAACACGGAAGAUUGAUGGUAGUUUAAAAUCGAAAUUAUAAUUAAGCUUGCGAUUAUCUGAAAAUGAAUCGCAAAAUUUGUAAUUAUCUUGUUUUUUAUUACCAGGCAGGGAAAUGAUUUGCAAAUUUUGAAAACCGAUUUGCAAAUAAUUGAAAAUUAUUUUUAAAAUGUUGAUACCAUUUUUAAUGAAAUUGGUCACGGUGGGGGGCCAACUUCACGCACGUGUAUUUCUUCGUCGAACAUCCUAUAAUAUACUAUAAUUUUAGUUUUGUUAGCAAUUUAGCACGAUAGUUGUAUUUGUGUUUAUAAGUACAAUAAUAAUAUAUGCAUUACUUCCGUUCUAUGAAUUAUUAUACGAUGAUGUAAAUAGCCAUAUAGCUAAUAUAUCAUUAAGUCAUCUCAGUUAUAUUCGUAUAAGUAUAGAAUGUACCCAAAAUGCAAUCGAUUGGAACACGAUGAAAUGUAUAUUAUAAUAUAAGCACCUGUUACUCUCAAGAGGCUCAACAGGUAUCUGGUUCACGUAAGGACUUUAUGCGAAUGCCUACUUAUGUAUGGGCAAUUUCUAAAACGAUGUACACGAUGAUUUAAAUAUAAUAGAACACUAAUUAAUUAACUAUAUAUAUAUUAAGAUACAAAUCAUAUUAUUUAGUAUAUGGUAUAACGUCCGACAUGUUAAUGAUCGACCAAUAAUAUACUGAUCGUUUUAUUACCGCGAACCAACGAUUAUCACAAAGAUAAUAAAGACAUUAAUAGGCCACGCUUAUCUUGAAUAUAUUUGAGGGUACGUGGUUUCGGAAGGAAAGUUCAAAUAGAGGCAAUUGAAGCCUUCUUGUCAUUUAAAUAUAAAGAAAAACCGCCAGAAUAAUGUACAGUCUAAAAAUUAAAUUGCAUUACAUAUCAAUGAUAAUACAUGUCUAUAUUAUGAUUCACUUUUUUUUUUUUUACAUAAUUUAUAUUAAUUAUAUUAUAAUUAUUGUUAUCGUAUACAUGAUUGGUCGUAAAAUAAAAAAUGAAACCUUAAAAUUGUAUCAAUAGAAAUGACGAUGGUGACGAAUAACUAAUCCGUGUCUUAAUUUUUUAUUCAUUAUCUAUGUAUAUUUUAAUAAUGAUUUUUCUAGAAAUUUUGACAGGCAUAACAUUAAUAUCAGGUUUAUUAUUUAUAAGUUAUAACAAUUUAAAGUUUAAACCGGAAGCGUAGGGAAAAGUUAUUAAUUUAUCAUUUCCAAAUAGAUAAAUUGAGUAUCGAUUUUCUUUUUCAUACUACUCCGAGCUAAACUUUUGAUUGUUAUUUCUCAUAAAUGGCAAAUCUAACCAUAUCAAAAUUGUAUACCUUGUUUUUUUAUAAGUAUUUAUAAGUACAAAUUAAGUAGAUAUUUUAAAAUCAUGGGGAAAUCGUAAUAGUAUUAGGUCAUUGAAUUUUUAAAGGAAAGAAGAAACAAGGUUGGGGUAAAGAUAAUUAUGAAAAUGUUAAAGUAUGGAUAGACUCAUGUCAACGGUAGGGAGAAUUCGAUUUUUUUUUUUCUUUAAUGUGAACAAAUCCUAGAUGCAUCACCUCAUCCCUUCGUCUCAGUCAAAUUUACCGGAAAAAUUGUGUAGACAAUAAAACCAUUGCAAUCCUUAAGACCGCCAUAAAUACGAACAUGAUAUUACAUACGAGUGUAUCCGUAUACAGACAAAUAAGCUAAAGAGUCUUAGCGAAAUUAUCUUUUUCCGUUGUAAUCUGCUAGUAUCUACUCUACUGGACCGAUAUCAUCGUAAUUUCGACUGUAUAAUAUUAUAUACAGGAGACCACCGCCGUAUAUUAACUAAGUUAUCUAUAUACUCAUAUAUAAUUUAUAUAUUAUAUAGAAAGAAUACCGCAUGACGACGAAACGAAAUACCCUACCUAAUAAAAUAUAAUAAUAAUAUUGUUAUCGAAAGAAAUGAAAUGACGCGCGCGGAUUUCGUUCCCGGGAGACUUGUUUUAAAUUUAUUUUUCCCGUUGUCACGCGUACCUACAUCAUGUACUAUCCCGGUUAAAAAGCGCAUAAUAAUUUAAAUCGUUCUGUGUAGUAGUCCUUAUAUAAUAAUAAUUAUAAUUAUAAUAUGAUGUAAAUAAUUAUUAUAUUACCUAAUGGAAUGUAAUUUGUUUGCGUGAACUUUGCGUAUAUUAUCAACCGUUAUUUAAAAAAAGCUCAUGCUGCUUAUGGGUGUUUCUCGUAAAUUGUUCUUAGUUUACUCAUAAAAAACAAGUUGGACUUAAUGUAAGAGUUUUUGUUUUUUUUUUAAAUUUGGUACGUAUUUUUUUAUUAACGUUAUUUGAAGUCCAAAGUUUAACGAAGAUCGUAUGAAUAACCGCAUUUAAAAACAUAUGUUUAACUAAACUACGCUCAGAAUCGUCUAUCGUUAGUGAAUACAAACUAAUUCUAUAUGUGUUAUCUAUACCUUUCAAACUUCUCAGCUACAACAGUGGCACACACGUCAGCAAUAUUAGGUUACUCGUCUUUUUUUUUUUUAUAAGUAAUAUCAACCAGUUUUACAUUAAGACUCGACACGACAUCGCGGAUUAUGCUGAACUGCAGUAAUAACUAUAUAAUAUAAAAUAUACAAGGUGAUUCAUUAAGUAUGAUCACCCCAUUUUUUUUUUUGUUGAAUUUUGAUAAAUUAAAAUUUUGAUUUUUGAAAUUUUUAUUUAUAGUUAAAGCCGAUAUUUUCACAACAUUUAAGGAGUAUCCUGUGGAGAUACCAAAUUUAAAUAGACGGAAUAUUAGUUUAAAUAAAUGUUGGUGUUGACAUUGAUUUCCGUCGACCUGUUAGCGAGAUAUUUCACUUUUAAGUUUAAGUAGGGGGAGAGUAGUGGAGCACUAUUGAAACGCCGUGCGCUGUGCCAUCACACAAAUGAUACUCCACUACUCUCCUUCUACAUUAACUUAAAAGUCGAAUAUUUCGUCAACAGUUUAAUGGAAAUUAAACAUUUUGAUAUCGACAUUUAUUUAAAGUAAAUAUUCCGUCUGUUUAUGUAAUUUUUAAUAUAGGUUAAGGUUCUCAUUUGAAAAAUCAAAUUUGGUAUCAUCAUAGGAUACUCCUUAAAUGCCGUGAAAAAUUUGAGUAUUCGAAAAUAUUGUCUUUAACUACACUUCCAAAUUCCAAAAACCAGAAUUUGAAUAAAUGCAAAAUUUAACCAAACAAAUAGGGUGACCUCACUUAGUGAAUCAUCCUGUAUAUUAUAGUCUCGUACUAAAUUUAUUUUCAAUUUAUCUAUAGAGUGUAUAUUAAAUGGGCAAAAUUCAUUAAUCUAUAUAUUACAAUAUAUUAAAUCGUUAUUCGUUUUGAGCUUGCUAGAGUAAUCCCGCAGAAGGGAUUAUCACUUAACCAUUUUUAAACGUUCGCCGGCUGCGCGUUUGACGGGUAGAGCUAUUUUGAAUUGAAUCGUGGAAACGAAUAACAAAUGUCAAAAAUAGCGUAGAACACACAAAUGCAUACACAAAAAAAAAAUCAUGAGUGAGUUAUUGUGGUAGGCCAAAAAUUGAGAAAGUAAUGGGAUAGAUAGGUGCAAACGAAAACCGAUUCUGACUGAAGUUCAAUUGAAGAAUUUGGAAGAUCAUGAUUUGAUAAAUUUAAAUUUAAUAGUGUAUAUGUAUCAGUUUUUUAAUAACAGAAAUAAUUCCAAUUGUUCGUGUUUUAACGUUUUUUUAAUGUUUUUUUAACGAAUUUUAACAGUUUUUUAAGUUUUUUAAGUUUAAAAUUGAAAUCUUGUUUAAAAUAAAUUACUUUUGUAUCCUCAUAAAGCUAAAAAAAAGACUGAUAUACUUCGCACGAUUGGUGGUGGUCCACUGUUGUAGAUGAAAAGUUUGGAAGGUAGGAUAUAGAAGGGAAUUUAAUGUAUACUAUCUGUAAGUAAAGAUUAAUUAUUUCUAACGAAAAACAAUUCUAAGCGGAGCUCGGUUAUUAGUAUUGCUUUUUCAACAAUAUAUAUAUGUCAUAUUAUAGUAAAAUAAAUAUAUAUUAAAACAAUUUGUAUGGAUUAGUAACUAGAUUUGUUCUGCAUAAUUAUUUACUAAAACGAUUUUCGUCAAAAUAUGAUAUUAAAAUUCUCAUAAAAAAUAUACAUUACAUCAAAUUUAAUUUUUUAUUGUUUUGACCACAAAGUACUUCCUAUUGAAUUUUCAAAUAUUUCUGUUUAGUUUAAUAAUUUUAUCCGCAGAUACCUACCAAAUAAAAAUUACUCACAAUAUUAAAAUGUCUAUAGAUAUGAACAUAAAGUGUUAAUAUUUUAAUAAGUAUAAAUAAAAAUUAUUAAUAAUAAAACUUCAAGGAAAAUCAAAAAGUUAAACUCAUUAAUGCACGAACUGUAGAUAAAAUAACUUACCUACCAGAAAGCUCGUAUAGUUUUUAAUUUGAUUUCUGGUUAGUAGGUUACACAAAAAAAAAAAAAACAGAUCAUUGCAAAACCAAAUCUGUUCGAUUUUACAACGCAUUAUAAAAAAAAAAAGUUGUUUUUGCGAUCGGUUAAACGACUAUGGCUAUCUCGCCCGACUCUUCUCCUCGAUCUAUCAAUGCCACUUUGAGGUCUUUGUAAGUUGUUUUUCUUUCUAUAUUAUAUUAUUAGGUUCUAUAUACCUAUAUUAUUAUCUUCUUCUGAUCUAUUUAAUAAACGAGGAGAGUUCUUAGUCGUGUACCUACGUAUAAUAUUAUUAUAUGCACUCGUAUUAUUAUACCUACAAUAUUAUAAAUAUUAUAACCUAUCGGCGAAAGUUUGGAUUUACAUAGAUACCUACUAUACAUUAUAAUUUUUGCUGAAGGGUACAACGGUUUGUAUCCAUAAUAUUAUAAUAAUAAAAUAUAUACCUAUAACCUAUAUUAUGUUACAAAACAGGGAAAACCGGAUAAAUUCACUGUAUUCUAUUCCUCCUGCAGUAACAAUCCAAGUAUAUGUACAUCAAUAAUUAAUUGCAAUUACAACAUCAGAUUACAUUAUACAAAAUAAAACUUGUAUACUCCAGUAUCAUAUUAUCGUUUGUGAUUUUUAUUUAUUAUUGAUUUUUGCAAGAAAAUAAAUCUUACCUAAAUAAAUCUUAUAGGUAAUAUCGGCUAUAUAGGUCUUACGUAUAUAGUAUACAUACCUGUUACACACAAAAAUGUUAUACAAUGUUUUAACUUUCACCGAUAACAUUUCUAUCUAAGUAAGUACAUAUACACAUUAUACAAUGGUAGAUAUAUAUUUUUUUUUAACAGCUUUUUAACUUUACUAGAUACAUAUAGUUAAUAUUAUAUUUUGUUGUCCAUUGUACAACUUAAAUACACCGGUAUUUAGUUUCCGUGGAAACACGAUGCGUCGUACAAACACUUAAAUUUGUAUAGCUGAUUGUGCAUCCGGUUAGUGGUUUAAGUAUUAACGGAUCGAAUGACUGAGUACUGAAAUAUUUGAGUAUGCUUUCAAAUAUUAAAUCGCUUGAAAAAAAGUAUCGAGUAGAAUAAAAACAUUACAGUAGUAAAUAUUGCAGAAAACAGAAUAAUUUGUAGGGAAAAAAGAAGAAUUGACUUUUGUAACCUAGUGGAAUUAACAUAUUUUUUUGCUUUACAACUAAAAGUAUAAAUUAAUUAAAAUAUAUUUCUUUUUAACUUUCAAUUAAAAUUUAUCGAUUAUACUAAUUUGCCCACAUUUUUUGAUGUUUAGUUAAACUUUGAACACUACUCGUAUACCCUACCAUACGAUAGUAAUGAUUUAUCUAUGGAAAACUGUUUCGUCACUUUUUUAACGGUGUAUUUAUUACGUUAUCUUAUAGUUUAUUUUAUUCUAUAAUAUAUGUUUUUCUUACGAAAAUUAAUUUAUUAUUUUUGCAAUGAGUUUAUACGAUUUAUACUUUACAUGAUUUAAGCACAUAACUUACAAAUAUAAUUUCCGUGGGCUUCCGUUUAAUAUUACAUUUUCCAUUCCGUAAAUAAUAAAAAAUAAUAAUAAAAAACUACAACAUAUUUAACAUUUUAAGUAUUUAUAUAUUGAGAAUUUUCCCUAAGUGCAUUUAUUUUUAUUUUACAACAACAUCGUUGUAUAUUAUUUCUCAAUUGAAAAUAAUAAAAAAGAAAGAAUGAUUCUGGGGACGAGUGUGUCACUGUUGUAGUUUGGAAAUUGGAAAUGUAAGACACGAAAUAUUAUUUAUUAGAACAUAUACGUGUAACAACAUGGUUAUACAUGUUUUGAAAAGCUGUAAUAUUCGCAAUUUUCGUCAAAGUUUGAUAUUAAAACUCUUACAAAAAAAUGUAUUACAUUACUCACUUUUUUUUUUUUUACUAUUGUUUAUGACUUAUAAUGACACCUCCUAUUAAAUUUGCAUACAUUUUUGGUUGGUUAAACAAUUUUAUUUACAAAGUACCUAUAUCAAAUAAAAAUUAAAAAACACGCAAGUAUAAAAUGUAUAAAUAACUCAAUAAUCACCAUAAUGUUUUGAAAAUUUUACCACGUCUAGAAAAAGCAAAUAUAAGAUUUCUGUCAACAUUGCAAUUCCUUACGAAUAUUUAUAGCUGAAUUACAACAAAAAAUCAAACUAAAAAUAAGAAAAGCAUUAUUUUUGUACAUUUUCUGUUUUUCAGUUUUCCUCAAUUAUUUAAAGAAUUACAAAAGAAAACUAAAAACCAACUUUCUUGUCUAACUAGAUUGUAAAUGCAAAAAAAAAGUUUUCUUGUUUUUUUUCUGUAGGAGCUAUGUUUGUAAUAAAAAAACAUAAAAAGUACAAAUUUAAAAUAAUGAAAUCUGUAAUACUGUAGCAGCGUGACAUAAAUGUUUGCCGAUUUUUCGACAAUUUGCUUUCGGUUUUUCUCAAUUAAUAUGAAAACUCAUCAGAAAAUCAAAAAGUGUUUUCUUCAAUGCAUCAACUAGAUACAAUUUUCUUUUUCGUUUUUUUAGAUAUAUAUAUAGAUACUCGGUGGAUAUCAUUUUCAGACAAAACAGAAAUGCUUGCAAAUUUAAAAGGAGGUUCAUUAAAAGUCGUACUUAGUAGAAAAAAAAAUUAGUGUAAUAUAUAGCAUUUUAUUUUAUUUAUUUCUAUAAAAGUAUUGAAAUCAAAUUCUAACGAAAAUCGUAAAUAUUAUAUAGCCUUUCAAAAUAUGUCUAAUCGAACUUUGCUCCGAAUAGUUUUUUGUUGUGGUUUAUUGUUGGUUACAGGUAUUUUAUGUAUUCCACCUUUCUGACUACCCACCUACAACCCGUCCCCAGUAUGAGCCCUUUUAGUUUUAGUUAAUUUUUCCGCUGUAUCCUACCCGUCGUGGUUUCUCGUUACGAAACGAUUAUUUUCAAUUAAGUUUCGAUAUGAGCUUGUGGAGAAAUUUUAAAUUUAUAACAGCAAAACAAUAUGAUAUUUCCUCUCGCAUACAAUAAAACACAUUCAAUUUGAAUUGACCAACCAGAAUCGACCUAGUACUGAAACGGAUCUCAAAAAGCUAAAUAUACCUUUGAUUUUCAGAGUCGUGUAAUAUAUGUACAUCAUAUGUACAUUGUACAUCUACUCCAUCUAUAUAAAGGUACUUUUAAGUAACAAGAGGGAAAAACGAAUGCCUACAUGAUUAGUGAGUCGAAUAUUUUAAUGUACUGCUGUAUGAUGGGGGGAACGUUUUAUAAUAUUAUAUAAUCUAAGUAUGUUAAUUUGGCGUACGUAAAAUGGCGUACGAAAGUCAUCAUGUUUGUGUAGUGGAAAACAAUCGACGUUCGUGUAUGCAAAUUUGCUAUCAGUUUUAGUAUAGGUACCUAUCUAAAACGAUAUUAUAAUUUUUACUUUUAGUCCUGAGGCAUAAAUAUGAUUUUAAUAACACCUACGUUUUUAUACUGGUAUUAUCGUAUUAUAAUAUGCGUAGUUAGCCUACUUUUUUUUUAAAUCGCGUAUGGAAUUCGAAUUUAAUCAUAUCACGUGUUAUGUUACAUAAUUUCAAUAUAAACACAUAUUGUGUUCAUAAUAAUAUUUUAAUCAGUAUAUAGGGACAUACCUAAUUUUUAUACGCGGUUUUUCCUUAUUAUAGAUGCGUCAACAUAUUUUAUUUUUAUUUUUACAUGUCACUGAUGUUUUUCGGGAUAAUCGAACAUGUAUUUAUCGAUUUCAUACCACAAACACAACGAAAAACCAUUUUUUCCCCCGUUCAUAUACGAAUUAGGUAAAUUAUUAUUUUAAAAACCGAGGCUUAUAACAAGCAAUACAUAACAGCAAAUCUACCCUUGUACAUAGGACAUAGGUAAAAGGUAUACUAGUUCAAAUGUUCCAAAAUGAUUUAUUCGACAUUUAUUCGAUUUAUUCGACGAGAAAUUCACCGUUGUCUCUUGUAUUAUUAUCUUAACCUUUUAUAAAUACAACAAAUAUAUAUAUAAGUAUAAUUUCGAAAAUGAAUAAUAAUAAUAAUUUGAAAAUAGCGUUAUAUCUAUAGCUACACACUUUUUAAAUAAAACAUUAGAGGUCUUCUUUUUAUAGAUCUUGAGUUCCUGUGUAUCUCCCAAAACGUAAUCUUCUAACGUUAAUACUCGCCAAAUAUACAUUUGCAUAAUAUAAUAUUUACACCUUACUAAUUUAAAUCGCAUAAUUUUUUAAUCUUCUACAUUGUUUCAGACUGGAACAUGGAUAUAUAUAUAUAUAUAUAUUUUUUAGUAAGUGUAUGCUACAUUGUUUUGCCUGUUGUUUUAUUUCCCAUGAAAAAUACAUUAUCUCUCGUUUAUAAUAAUGAUAAAUAAUAAUGUAUGUUUUUUUUUUCAAUAAGAUAUUAGAUUUGUCUUUUUCGUUUCAUAAAAAAUAAAUUGAUUAAAUUACGUAAUAUACAAACCUUCUAGUUGUUACAUAAGUUCAUUAAUUUUCUAUAAUAUAAACAACUUUUGUAAUCAUAGUAAAAUUAUAAUUACAAUAAUUGUAAUAGUUCAUUUUUAAUUUAUAUACCAGUUUGCCUACCUUAAUAGUACUAUGUAUCAUGCCUUUUUGAUUUUGUUUAUAAUUCAACAAAUUAGAAGAAGAUUUUUUUUUCUUUUUCGGAUAUUCAGAAGUGAAUCUGCAAAAUAUUGAAUAAUAAUUUAUAUCAUAUUUAAGUCAGAGAAACUGCUUAAUAGUUAUAUAAUCACGGGAUAUUUUCAGAUGUUAAAUCUACUAUUAUAAUAGUAAAUAAUAAAAAUUAAUUUUAACAAAAAUGCGUCCUAGGAUAAUAGGGACUGGUGCAGCCACUGUUAUAGGUAAUUUAAUGUAUACCUGUAAGCAAUGAUAAACCAUUGCUUACGAAAAAACGUUUCUGACCGGAGUUCAGUUGAUAGUGCUGCUUUUUUAACAAUAUAUUCCAUAGCAUAGUAAAAUAAUUAAAUAUGCUUUAUGUAUUUUCUUUCAUAAUUAAUUAAUGUUGUACCGAUUUCUUCGGUUUUCCUACGUUUUUUCCGGUUUUCUCAUGUUUUUCCCAGUUUUAUACAUUUACUGAGAAAACUCCAGAGAAAAUCGAAGAACGACUUCUUUAAAGUACUUAUUAUCUAUUAAAAGUUGGAGCAAAAUUGCUGGAAGAAAAGUCGUCCAUAGAUAAAAAAAAAAUAUAUCUUUAUAAAACCAUAAGCUUCUUUGCUUCACUCAGAAUCGAAUACUUGUCUAUUUAACUAUACUACGUUACUAUACCACUAUUCCACUUCGUGGAUUUUAAAAAAAUAUUUCGACUGAGUACAAGGCAUUAAAAUUACAAUAAGUAGUUCGGGUGUUAUGUAAUUCUUUUUCUUUUUCUUUUCACUAUUAAUGACUAACUUAAAACUUUAAUAAUUCAAGAUAAGUAUAAAAUUAAAAACAUCCAGCAAAUUUUUCGAGUAAAAAUAUAAUAUUAUUAAAUGACAAUGCUCAUUAAACACUUAACACUUUACAUGCAUAUAUUAGUUUUAUAAAUCUUCUUAUUAAAAACUCGGAACACCAUUGAUCAAAAAAAGAAAAAACACAACGCCCGUGAAAUGGCUAUAAUCAUACUUAAACUGUAUAAUGAAUGAUUUGAAUAAUGAAAACUACACAAACAGAUUUGCGUCACAAAUUCUUCUUUAAACAACGUCGCUGCUAACAUGGAAAAAAAACCAACACUAACAACCUCCUAGCCAUAAAACCCUCGAGAUUGCCACAGUUUGGGAAAUCGGAUAUCUCUGAUUUGUUUGCUCAUUCGUACACACAAAUUUUAGCGGAUCUCGAUGCAAAGGAAAUAUUGUUAUAGAAAAUAUUUAUUUUUUCAAGAAAUGCAUCACUUCGUUGACUUAUUCCUGAAUUUAGAUUAAAUUUAGUAAAUUGUACCAACAUGUUGGUACAAAUUUUCUGUAAACAAUGUUAACAGCCAAAUUAAAUAAUAAUAAACCAAACAUAUAUUCUAAUAUACCUGAGUAUUGAAGUAGUGUAAGCUCCUAACGAAUUAAAUUUAUAUAUAAAUAUAAACUGUUGUAUGAUUGUAAAUUGAUUUUACAAUAUUAUGUUGUUAACUGUUAUGCUUUCACGGCUUCAGUUUUCCUCUAUUUGUCAUUCUUGGACUCUCGAUUAUGUGAUCAAUAGCUUCAGUUAUUUACCCAGUUAUGGGCACAACAAACUUAAACUCUUAUAGAUUCGUUCUUAUGCGAUCCAUCCUUGUGAUAUCAGAUAGACAACCUUCGUAAAAUUUUCAUCUCAUUUUCGCCAAUGUCAACAGAGCAUCUUAAUAUAUAUACAAAUGUAAAACGUACAAAUUUAAAAUAAUGAAAUCGUGCCGAAAAUAUUUCCGUUUUUCGAUAAUUAUUUUCCGGUUUUUCCCAAUUAUUAUGAAAAUCAAAUGAUGUUUUAUCUGAUGUACAAAUUAGAAAAAAUUUCCUUCUCAAAAAAGUGCAUAGGAGCAAGAUUUUUAGUAGAAAAGUUUCUCACGGACAUAACAAAAAAAAGACAGACGGACAUACUUCGCACGUGGGAUGACCACUACUAUAGGUGAAAAGUUGGAGAAGGUAGUCGGGAAAUUUACUGUGUAUCAAUCGAUUAACCAUUGCUAAUGAAAAACGAUUCUGAGUAGAGUUCGGUUAAUAGUGUUGCUUUCAUUAACUUAAAUUUAUACGCUUUAUUUUUUCUACCAGAAAUAUUACUCCAAUAGAAAAAUAACAAGAGAUCAAUCCUGUCCAAUAUAGUAUACAGUCACUGAUAGAGAAAUCUUUUUUUUUUUUUAUCUCAAGUAUUUUUCACAAUUGGGAAAAACCAAAAAAUACAAUUUUUUUCAGAUCACGGUGCAAAGAUUUAUGUACGUUUAAAAAUAUCCUCCAAUUCUCGUCAUAAUUGCUGUGUUAUCAAGAGGACAAGAACUGCAGGAUUUUGAGCAGCAUCAUUUUUAAGCUUUUGAGCUAAAAAAAAACAUAUAUUUUAUUAUACAAUAUACUACUCGUGUUCUUAUUAUAGUACAGUAAACAGUGAAUUACGUUUCAACUUUCAAAUAUUAAAAUAUUAUUUUAUUAUUACCAUAGGUAAUUUGAAUGGCUGGUGCAAAUUGGCGAUGGACAUGUUUUUUUUUUUUUUAAAUUAAUGAUGUAAACGUAUAGAAAUGUGACGCUUUUCAUUUUUUUUUUUUUUCGAGGACUGUAAAAAACUUCCUGCUAUUUCAUCUUUUCAAGAUUAUCGUGAUUAUCUAUCAGACUUUAUGUUUCUCAUUUAAAUUAACAAUACAUAAUAAUACUAAGAAAUACGGAUAACUAUACAAAACAAAACAUCUCACUUUUCAAUUUUAUAUUUAUAUAUACGAAGCUGCGUUCGUAUCAGAUCGUUUUCAAUAUUAAAAUGGUAUAGUUCUCUUCCGCAUUAUUAUCUGUAUAUACUAAAACCAAAAUUGUUUUUUGAAGUAAAUUGUUGGGUAAGAUACUCAGUAAAUUCAUUUGGAAAUGACGGUAUAAAUAAUGUUUCGGUGACGUAGGUACAAGACUGCAUUAUUAUCUUACAGAUUAAGGAUUCGGUUUGUGUUUAGUUUUCUUAAAAUGAAACAAUUGAAGAAUCUGCAGUUCGCACUGUAAUUUAUAGCGUCUCUGUUUGAUUUGCCUUCAAUUGUGAUGUUUUGUAGAUUUGAACUACAGUUAUUAAUAUUUUAGAUGUCAAAAAAAGGGAAGUUAUUUUCUAGAUUGUGCAUUUUUCGCGUAAUGUCGACAAAUGAGGGAAUUCAAUUUUAUUAGCAUACAAAUAUUAACAAUUAGAUAUACUUACACUUGCAAAAUAUUUAAAUCUAUUUAUUUGCGUGAAUAAAUAUAUUUUACAACCUGGACGACAGUAUAAGCCAAGUAUUUAAAUUCAAUACCAAGUAAUUUUAGUGAUAAAAAAUUUUUCAAAUAAAAACUUUCUUAGGUACUAAUGAAAUCUAAAACACCAAAAACAAAAAUAAAAAUACAGAUACAAAAAAAAAAACACACAUCAUUGUAAAACCAAUACAUUCCUCGCUACAUUCAGAAUUUAAAAAAAGUGUAUAGGUAUAUAAAGUAUACCAUCAAAUUAGGGUCUCAUUCCCACUAAGUUAAAUACAUCACUGGCUUAAAACAUUUUUUCAAAACUACAAAAAUUCAAUUCAAAGACAAGUAUUACCUUUAUAUCAUUUACAUAGUCAUUGAAAUCGUUGAAUAGAAUUUCGCGAUUUUAGUGUUUUCUUUCGAGUUAACGGUACAUUUCACUCUGUUUAACAUGUAAAUAAGACACUUUUAAUCAGUCAUAUCACCAUAAGACUGUAAAUUUAUAGCAAAGCAGCUUUUCUAACUUAUUGUGUAAGACUAUUUUAGCUUUCGUAUAAAGUAUAAAAGUUCGAAUUAUUAUAUAAUGAUGUAUAAACAACAACUACCGAUUUGACAAUUUUAUUAUAGUGUAGUGAAGAAUGUAUUGGUAUUGAUAAUGUAUUUACUAAGAAGUUUAUUUUAUUUUUAUUUUUUUACACUGUAUAUAAAAUUCUACCAGAAAUCUUGCUCAAAUAUUUAUGCGUGGCAAAAUUUUUGAUAGGGAAUUAUGUCCAGAUGAUACUUUUGGGAGGUCAUUUUUUGAUUUUUCAUGCAAUUUUUACAAUAUCUAGGAAAAACCAGAAUAAAACGUAAUAAAAACAGGGAAUUCACGAAAAUAGUGCUUUUAUUAUUUUUCAAUUUUGUUGUGAUUCAGUUAAAAAAAUUCGUAGAGACUCUAUGGACUUAAAAUUUGGACAGGAAACUUAUAUUUGCCUUUUUACCACGUCUAAAUUGUUAGACUUGAACAAAAAUGCUUCAAAAUUUAACAAGAGGUUCAUUAAGUUUUAAUUUGUGGUAAAAUAAAAAUUGAAUUCAAUGUAGUAAUUUUUUUUUAAAAAAAGAAUUUUAAUAUGAAGUUCAGACGAAAAUUGUUUAAGUGAAAAAUUAUGUGGAACAAAUCUUAUUUUUCAAUUUUUUUUUUUUUGACAAUAUGUAUAUUGCCGAUUUAAGAAGGAUGGUGAAGUCAAAAUUAAGCGGACAGACAAGUUUCGAAAUUAUAGCUUUAUGAAGUUUUGAUAUUGUGCGGAUAAUAUAUGUUAUGUUAAAUAACUCUGUGUUGCCCUUCUUAAAGCAUAUUUGUCGUAAUCUAAUAGUAUUUAAGCCUAUUAUCAUCCUAGGGGUUCCGAGUUCAACUAAGUGUCGAAAAAAAAUUUCGCAUUUUUUUUCUUUUUUACCUAAACAAGGAAAAAACAAAUACCUUUCGGAUGUACCUAAAGACCUAAGCCAUUGCUCCCUUGGACUAUUUUAAUCGCAAAAUACUCCUCGAUUUGUUUUGAAACUCCCAGAAAUCUUGCUCUGUUGUAUCAAGUGUAGCUUAUUUUCUGAAAGAAAAUUUUAUCUCCAUGAUAAUUUAGGGAAGUCAUUUUUUGAUUUUUCAAGCAGUUUUUAUAAUAUCUGGGAAAACCCGGGAUAAAAUGUCGGAAAAACAGAAAAUGUACGAAAUGUAGGUAAUAGUAAAAAAAAUAUUAUGGCCUUUUUUUUUGUUCAGAACUUUUCUACCAGCAAGUUUCAACGAUUUAAAAUGAUAGCACUAUUUCUGAAAGGAAAUCUGACUGGGAAAGUACUUUAGAGAGGUAAUUUUUCGUUUUUCCCAGGAGUAUGCUCAACAAAUAUUAAACAAUAUUAAAAAAAUAUUAUUAAAGAAAAUAUUUAAUGCCUAUUUAAUUAUUUUACAAUAAUAUGAAAAACAUAGUAAAAUAAACAAACUAAAAUAUAGUAAAACAUUACUAUCUACUGAACUGCGCUCAGAAUUUACUUUCGUUAGCAAUGGUUUAUCGUUGCUUACAGAUAUAUAUUGAAUUACCUAUGACAGUGGCUGCACCCGUUUCCAUUAUCCUUGGAUGUCUUUUUUAUAAUGGAUUUUGUGGUAUUUUCAACAAUUACUCGGGUCAUGACCCGAGUAUUCAUAUAUACAUACAUACAUACAUGGUCUUUGGUGAAAAAUCUGUUUCGGUAGUAAUUGCGGACUUGGAUGUCAGACGAUUCGCCGUGUUAGCGCAACCGUUGUCUUCGCGAUCAACAAAAAAAAAAAAUCCAAACGGGAAAAUGAAUUUACUUAUGGACUAUAUAGCCAUCACAGAUAGGUAUUUUAUUAUCUUACUCGUUCCACCUACACUCGCAGAUAAUAGGCGUGCAAAGAGUUGUGAUGCGAAAAAUACGACGAGGAUUUCGUAAUUCGAAUACCCACAGCCGUAUAAUAUAAUAUAUUAUGGGAUUAUAUUAUUAUAAUAAUAAUAAUAAUGUGUAGGUAUUAGGUACAGUUUGUUCUUUGAAUGACAAUCCGCUGACCGUCGGGGAAUACGAUUAUUAUUUUUUGCGCUUUAUAUUUUUACAGUUACUGUCAUAAAAUCGGGAACCCUGGCUCCCGAUUCGUCCAUACCCCCGGGACGCAGUGAACAUGACGCGUUAUUUUCAAACAUGAGACGUAUCAUGAUGAUUUUCUCUCCGGACUCUUAGUAGGGUGAAGGAGUAAUUUAAUUAAAAAUGAGUCGAUGGCAAAAUAAGCCAUUAACUUUACCCUGUAUUCGAAUAAUGUGUAUACUAUAUGUUAGAUAAUAUUUAAUUUUACUCACUAGGAAUAAUAUAUAAAUCAAUAGCUAAAGUAUGAUACUAAGUAAAGUUUUGUUUUAAAAAUACAUGGUUUUUACGAUUUUCGUCGAAAUUCGAACUUAAUAUAUUUUUUAAAAAAAACUACGACAUUACAUUCAACUUUUUAUUUUUUGGACCAUUUAUUUAUAAAUUUCGUGUAAAAUGUUUAAGUAUUUUUGCUUUGUUAUAAAAAUUUUGUUCGCAUAACCACCACCAAAAAAAAAAAAUCUUCAAAAAUAUCAAAUGCCUAGAAAUAGAUCAAAAAUAGUCAGAAUUUUUUUCGAAAUGUGAUCGUGCUUAUAAAAAAACUAUCAAAAAAAUAAUGCAAGUAUUUUGUGUAAAUUCUGUAGAGACUGUGUCUCAACGUAUUAUUUUAAACCAGAUUACAAAAAAAAAAAAAUCGAAAAAAUGAAAUAUUUAUUGCCAUAAGCCCAUAAAUUAUAAUAUUCGAGUGAGUAUGUCCUUAUUUUACUGAUGUUCCAACGAACAAUUUGUUAAAGUUAUUCUAAAUGUCGAUCGCGGUUGAGAAAUAAUUGCUUGAAAUAAAUAUAACAUAUUUUUAUAUUCUCACGUGUAGAAAACUAAAAAAUGCAAAAGAUUAUAUGCGGGUGAAUAAGAUACUCGUUUUUAUAGAUUAUAAUAUAUAUACAUUAUAUAAGUGUACAAAUUAUUAUGGUCAUAAAUUUGUUUGUUCUCACGACAAUAUUUACAAAAAAAAAAACCAACACAAUUAUUAAUUAUCCGUUAGAUUAUGUACACAAGUUUUUUUUUUAAAUAUAAUUUGUUUUUACUCGUAAUUAAAUCAAAAAAUUUAAUUUUGAGGGUAAAAUUAUUUUCAACGAGUUUGCAGGACAAAUAAUUUGUUUGUGCACGAGGCUCGAUUGAAGUAAAAUUCAAUGUACCCGGAUUUGACAAAAUUUAAUAACGCCUUUAUGUAUUUAUUAUCCAGCGCAACGGUAGUGGCACGAAGUUAAAUAAAAAAAAAAUAGCGUAGUAGCCACUAAAGUAUAGUAAAAGGAAACCGAGUUGUACCAUUGAAAACCCAUGCUUAUUUGUGUUGAUCCAUCGGUUAAUUAUACAGGUUACAUGGCUUAACAUAUAAGGUAUCAAUCAAUCAGAAAUAUUGUGCAAAUGGAAACAGAGGAACUCGUUUGCAGAUUAGUUAGAUGGAUUAAAAAUUACAACCAAAAAUGUUCAAGUAUUUUUAAGUCCAAUUUUUCGUAUUUGACGAAAACAUCGUAAAAUAUGCUACUUUCAUUGCUGUGGCGACGACGGCGUAAAAUAUAAUUGUCUCCCGAUCUGCCGCUUAUCCAUCCCACUACUUUCGUUGGUGUAGCUACGAUGACGCCGGACCCUCUGUUAUUAGGUUUAUAUUUAACGAUCAGUUUCGAAUUCAAAAUUUAUCUGCAGGUUUAACAAAGUAAAGAAAAAAACCAGCGACUUUUUUUUUUUAUACAAAAUAGCUGAUAUCACACCAAAAAUACUUCGUUAAGUAACCACUAUAGUAAAUUUCGUAAAUAAAUUAAUAAUUUUAUUUAUAAACAAUCAGUAGUCAAAGUGGCUAAAAAUAAGUCGAGGGAUACCUAAACUUUUAUACUAUUCUAAUAGUAUGGCUUAUACACGUGGAGGUGAUUGGAGGUGGAGAUGAGUUGAACCCUAUAGCCCUUAUUAUUUGUAUAAUAUAAUUUUAUAUAUAGUAUAUAGUUUUUCAGUUUAAUGCUUUAUUUGUUGGUGUAUUUAAAUUUGUAUAUAUAUUUGUAAUUGUAAAUUUAAUUAUAUUUUUAUUGAAAAACGUAAAACAUAUUUACAUAAAUAUAUAAUUUAUGCGCAUACAGCUUAUCAAUAGAUUCUAACAGUAUGCAUUAUAUCAUUAUACAGUAGGUAUAAAACAAAUAAAAAAACUUAACUAUUUAUACAUUAGUCAUUACUAUAGUCUAUAGACUAUGAUGACAUAUUAUGAUAUAAAAUCACCAAAAUCAAUAAUCUUUGUAUAUAACUAUAAGGAGGAUGUAUUAGUUUGGAAAAAACUAGUGGAGAGAUGAAAAAUUUAGAUUAUAUUAAGUGGUGGGAUAUCAUCCCCCAUAUCCCCCCCCCACUUCGACCAUCGUAAAUAAUAUGUUGACUAAGUAUUUAACUUUACAAUUGAUCUUAUUUGUCGUUAUAGGUAUUUGUAAUAAAAUAAAAUAGCACUUUACUAAAUUUUCAUAUUAUAUCACGUCUUUUAAAGAUUUAAUCAUUAAUAAAUUUAAUUUUUUUUAACUUAGCUUUUUUUACAUGAAGUUAUAACGAAAUGUUUUUAGUGUGAUAUUAAAUACAGCACAUUUGUUCCUAUAAACUUUCCUGUAGUGAAAUUGUACACACGCAUACAUAUAAUAUUCAGUAUCGGUAUAAUCAAAGUGUACACAAAUAAUGAAACCUGGACAUUUUUAGGAGGUUUUCUGUGUCCGAAUGGACAAUCAGUAAAUUAUAUUUGGACACUCAGUAAAUUAUAUUUGGACACUCAGUUAUGUCUAUUGGACACCCAGCAGAGUACGAUUUUGUUUACUGUCAGUGGUUUAUUUGAAAAGAAAAAUAGUAAAGGUACUCAGCUACUUUAAAAAAGUAUAAGCACCCUUAGCAUUUUAAUAUUCCAUGCGCUACAGUGUAAGGCUUCGGUCCCACAUCACCUUUUACAGUCAUUUUAAGAAGCAUCAAUCUAAUAAAUAUAAUUAAAUACGUAUUAUAACAAAAUAUAAAUAGAUCAGCAUCAUGGUUUAUUUUUUUUUUUUAAGAAAUAUGACAUAAGAACCCUGAAAAUUUUUUUAUUUCUCCAUGCGUUGUAGAAUUGUCAAUCAUAAAAACCAACUACUAAAGAGUAAAACUUACCGAAUCCUAACUACUAUUAAACAAAAUAUUAACCGGCGCGUGACGUCAUCAUACAUGUCAGAACUCAGAAGAUUGAUAAUGGGCAUGACAAAUUUUUAUCAUGAGUACAUAAAACACAUUCCUCGUUUCCUCUGAAAUAAGAAAAUAGCAUGUUGUUCAAUGGUAAAACUAUAAUAGGUCAGUAAUUACUGGUUAUCUGGAUUUAUAAAUAAUGAAUGGUUAUUAGUGAUAGCUACUCAUCAGUUAUCACUUAUCAAAUAUGAGAUAUCAAUUCCUUUUUGUAAAUAUAAGAAAUUUUAUAAGAUUUAUACACUCAACACAAAAAUUUAAAUUGAGCAAUUUUAUAAAAAUAGGCACGCUUAAAAAACAACCUGACCCCUGCUUUUCCUUUUAAAAAUGGGACAUACUAGAUUAUUCAAAAAUAAGUUGAGGUACUUAGUACCCUCGUGUUUCUUCCAAAUCAAGCAUGUAUUACUGUGUGUUUACUAGAAAAUACAAGAUAAUAAUGAUUAAACUAGUCAAUUUUGUAACAGAAUAUUAUAAUUUAUACACAGUCACUAUUGGAAGGAUGAUUAACUGGGAAAAUUCCAAAAGUUAACGAAAUGUUUGAUAUAUCGGCUCAUAAAGUUUUUUUUAUGGGAGGGCAAAGUGAACGUGCAGGCCGAAAUUCUUAAAAAGAUCCCCAUUGAUGAAACUAUAAUUAGCACAUUUUUUAUCAUCAAGAUAAUUUUUGACAUCGAACGAGUUUUUUAUUUGAUUGUCCUUUGUGUACUGUAAUAUUUUAGUUACGUACCAUAAAGUUAAACCACGUAAACGUUAUUAAAAUCCAUUCAUAUUUGUAUAUACACAUUGUCAAAUUAAUUAUUAUUAUUAUAACCGUAUAAUAUAAUAUUUGUGUAUACGAAAAUUAAAUAAUUUUAUUAGUGAAUUCACUGCUGUUUUCUGUAACGCGCUUAACGGCAACAAGCAACUUGUAAAUUAGUUUUGUAAAUUAAUUUCAUUAUAAUUUUACUAUUAAUACUAAUAUUACGCAUUCCUCACUUCGCUCAGAAUCUAAAACGGAAUUAAUAUUUUAUAAUAUCGUAUAUAGAAAUAAUAUUAUUGUAAAUUUUGUUUUAUAUAGUGAAGUAUACUACUGUCAACGUGAAAGCUUCAUCGAUCGUAUUAUAAAUAAUAUGAAUUGUAUAAAAGUGUUGUAAUACAUUUCUAUUACACUAUAUAAUGUUUUUUGUGCAUACAAGAGUACUAUUAUUGUGAUAUGAGAAUGCGCACAUCAUAAUAGACCCCCCCGAGUAAGAAAUCAAUUUUCGAGAUUUUUCACAUGCAUCAAACACUAUACAGAUUUUGGUGUGAUGCUAUAUUAUUUAGGUGCUCGCUGAAAAUACAUGACUGGUCAAUUUUUUAUUCUAUCUGUCGUUUUAUUUGUGUCAAAAAGUACCUACUAGCAAAGACCGUGACGUACCUAUAACAGACAAUACAAAAUAUUAGUUUUGAAUAGUUUAUCUGCAAACUGGAGCCAUAAACAUUUCAUCGAAAAAAAUGUAAAUAUUUUACGUUUGCUGGUUAUAUUAUCUAGUUUUUUGCAUUAGGAGGACAUUUUUGGAUUUUCCUUGUAGUUUUCUUAAUAAUCGGAAAAAAUUAAAAGGAAAUGUAGGAAAAACGGAAAAGUUUACUGCAUUAACGAUUUCAUUAUUUUCUAUAUUGUUCGUAUUUUAUUUUUAUUUUUUUUGUAUACAAUUCAAAAUAAUCUUUAAUAUUUAAAACCUAAAAGUUUCACAAAAUAUCUAUUUAUACUAUCCUUUUCUUUAAAUCAUUAAAUGUUUUGGUUUAAUUUUAUAAGAACAAAUCGUGUAUGACGAUUUGUAGAUAAUUUUUUUUUUAAUUAUUAAAGUGAAAUACCGAAAAUUCGAAUCAAUAUUUUUCAAAAACUUGCAUAAAUGAUGUAUAUAAAUAAAUUCUAAAAAAAAAUAACUAUGUACAUCUAGCCAUAUAAUCAAACCAUGCGAUCAAUUAAAUUUAAUCAAACUCUUACUUGUAAAAAAUUAGUUACUUAGUUGCUUAAAAAAAAGAUUUAAUUAAAUUUAAUCGUUUUAGCAGCAACUGAUUAACCGCAGAGUGCUGAUUUUUUUUUUAACGAGUCACGAGAGUGUAUUUAAAAACGAUAUUAUAAAAGCUGGGUUUUUUUUCCGGUUUUUCGCAAUUUCCGGGACACCGAAUACCGUUCACGUAAAACGAUUUUUCGAACGGUUUUUUACCUGCAACUUACCUAUAUUACGCGUCUAUCAGUAUAAAAUUUAUAGAAAAAAGUUUGGAAAACCAUAAAAAAAAAAAAAUAAACAAGGUGGAAAAACAAUAAUAAUUUUUUUUUUCGAAUACUAUUAAAAUAAUCUUCAUCGCUAUAGAAAUUAAUUAUUCCCAUCGUCGUCAACUCCGUAAGUAGAGAUUAUUGUACUCUAUUGUGUCUGAUGUAAAUAUAAUAAUAUAUUAUAACAUACCGACUAAUUAUCUUUUCGAUUGAUUUCUGUUGAAUUUACUUCGCAAGUAGAGAUUAUUGUACUGUUAUGUGUCUGCAGGCGGAACCCAUAAUGACCAUUCUCUUAUUGACCAUUUUGUGAUAACCGUUUUCGGCCAGUACACUAUUUUGGUCACCAAUGUAAGAUUUUUAAAAUGGCCCGAUUGUUCCGAAGUUUUAAAUAUAAGAUUGUAUUAUUAAGUUACCAUCACAUAACCCAUUGUGGGAUUGUAUAAAUUCAAACUUUGCCGUUUAUGAUAAGAUUAUCAGCUUUCUAAAAUAUUAUAUCUACUUGUACGUACCUAUAUAGAUACGGAAUUUUCUGUUGUCUGUUACUAUUGUAACUUAUUUAUUAAUUACUUUGAAGUAGCAAAUCGUAUUUAGUAUGUGCCUAUAUGUUUUACAAGUUAAUACACUUGCCAUAAUAUUAUGGCAAAAUUACGAUCCAAAAAAUAAUUUAUAAAGAGAUCCAAUAACAAAAUUGCACUAGUUCAGAAUUCAACUGAUAUAAAGUGUUUAAGGAACAUAUCUAACAAAUCCAACUACUAUUCAAGAGGUACAUGAGUCUCUGGAAAAUACUGACAUUAAAACUAUGAACGAUGAGUCAUUUUUAAUAUUAAACGACUCGGAAAAACAUAAAAUUAUAUUUUCAUGUAGAACAAAUGUAUUUUUUUUAAAUGAAGUUGAUAUCAUUUAUAAAGAUGGAACUUUUAAAUUCACUCUCCACGAUUUUUCACCACCCAUGCAUUUUAAAAUGACGAUUAUAUUAUAUUUCUCUUAUUUUUGGCUUAUUGCCAGACAAAUCAUUGGAAACUUAUACAUUUACGAUUUUUCAUAUUUGUAAUAAAUUAAAUUUAUUAUUAUCCUGAAAAUUUGUGACAGUUAAUUUUGAGAUAUCAAUACACAAACCUAUUAUAGAAGUAUAAAGUAUAGAAGUAUCUAAGUCUUGGUUUCAUCAAGUUCAAACCUUAGUAUUAGUCAAUGAAUACAAAAACGAUAAUUCCGAAACUGGAUAAAAUAUACUUUUGAACUAUUAUUUUUGAACCCAGGGAAUGUAGAAAAUUGUUUUAUUGAGGACUUAAUGUCGAUUUAUCCUGAUAUAAGAUUAAGAUCAUACUAUAACUAUUAAACAGACACUUAAAUUAGUGAAGAAAGUAUAUUUCCUCCUAUUAUUUGGGCAUCAGGAUCUUCUGAUUUAACAAGAACGACAAAUGUAUGCGAGUCUUUCUAUUCCCAUUUCAACCAGUGUUUACAUAAAUUCUCCUCCAAUAAUAUAUUAAUUAAGUGCUAUAAAUGAAGUCUAAAUAGAAACGUAUAUCGAAUUGCAAUGUGUGGGUAUCCAAAAAUGUUCAAACGAUUUAAAAGUUCGGAACCGCCGAAACAAAAAUUCUAUCAAUGUUACAAAAUAUCAAAAAGGCAAAAUUACGCCAUACAGAACUUAUUAAACGCAUCUGUAAAAAAUUUAAUAUAUUAUAUCUAUUUGUAAAAAAUUGUAUACAUUUUUCAAUUUUGUUUUACAAUUUGUGUACAAUUAUUAAUUGACAUGUCCCAUAUGGGAUUGAUUUCAUACAUUUUUUUUAAUUUUACCUAAAUUUUCUAUGAAAAAAAAGGAAAAUUGUAAACAAUAAUUUGUAAAAAAUGUACUCAUUUACUCUACUAUAUAAAAAAAAUAUAUAUAUACGUAAUUAAAUUUGUUUGUAUUUGUAUGUACUUUGUUUUUUUAAAUUUAAAAAUCUUACAUUGGUGACCAAAAUAAUAUACUGGCCGAAAACGGUUAUUACAGAAUGGCCGAAAAGGGAAAGGUUGUUUUGGCCGCCCGCUCGUGUUUGCUGUAAAUAUAAUAAUAUAUUAUAAUAUUCCUACUAAUUAUCUUUUCCCUGCUAUUUUCGAGCACUUUUAGUGGCUCCCACUGUACCAAAUUAGCUUAAAUGCAGAAAUUAGAGUCAUUUUUUAGGCAGAUUGAAGUGAUUAAAUGUAUGUCGAAUAACAAUAUGAAUUCCACCGUGUUAUAGGAUUAUUGUAUUAUUUACAUUUUGUACACCUUUUUAGACUCUUUAAAUGAAGCCACAGAAAUUAAAUUUUAUGUAUAGGUACACAGUAUGGAAUCAUCAAGGACAUAUGUUUUGGAGGCUUAAAAUUUCAAUCUGUGUACCCAAACAUUUUUGUGCUAAAAUUUCAUAUUUUUACAGGAAAUAUCGAGUUUUAAAAAUAAACGAAACGAAUCGAUUAAGUAAGUGCAACAAGAAAAACUAGAUCGUUUAAACAUCAAUAUUUUUUUUUUUUUUAAUACGACUUUGUAGUAACGAGUAACGACAUACUUUAUACAGUAAAGUAUUAUAGUUGUUCGCACGAAAAUUAGUACCUAACAGUGGCAUCUAAAAAAAAAACUUUUAUUACAAUCGGCUUUUGAGCGUAUAUUAUUUUUAUGCCAGCCGAAACGUAUACAUAUCUAUAUAAAAUACAACUAAUCGUUCACAAUGACAAUUAAUAAUUCCGUUCAGUGAACUCCUACCGGUGACUGUAUUGUUGUAUAGUUUUAUCAAACUGUAUACUUAAAAAUAGCGGGGGCGGAAAGAAGACAAAAAAAAAUGCUACGCCGUACGGGUACGACGAGAUACACAACACAGAUUUUUUGAAGCGGAAAAAUAAUAGAACAACUCGAGUAUAAAAUGAUCGUGUCGUAUAUAUACGAAGUCAUAGAUCCUUAAUGCAUCGAGUGCACUAUUUACGACUAUAAAUAAAAUAUAUAUAUAUAUAUAUAUAUAUAUAUUUUCCCAGCAGUCGACAGUUACAAAAUAGUUUAAUGAUCGCGAUGAGUAUCGAAAAAUCCCAUCGCACAAGACUCUGGGACCUUUCGGCGCGGGGAAAACAAAACGCAUUACAAAAAUUACACAUUAUUUUCUGUUUUCCCCCUUAAAUUUCCUAAUGUUUUCACGGGGUUUGAUCUGCUGGGAGAAAAUUCAAUACUAGUGAUCAAGUUCUGCUGCUUUCGUGAGUUUUUUCGAAAAAUAAUAUUUAUUAUUGUUGCACAGAAUAGUUCCCUUUAUUAUUUCGUAACAUAAUACUUUUAUUGCGAACGUUUAAAAUAACUUAUUUGUGCGGACCACGUCGAUUUUUCAAUUAUAUAUAAUAUACGAUUUAAUUUUUCAAUUAUAUCAAACAAAAAUACUACAACACAAUAAUACCCGUCUAAUACAAUCAGUUUAGUAGUGAUUCGGUAUCGUAACGACUAAAUAAAAUUUUAAAAACUUGCCAGAACAAAUUAUUUUAUUUAUAUUCUAGACCGCUCUUCGGAAGCUAUAAUGCGGUUAAUAAUAUAUUAUGUGUGUUGCUGUAAUAUGUUUUAAAAUUUAUAAUUAUUUUUAAGUAUAUCGCAGCCGUUAAAUUAAUUUUGUUAAUUUGUAAUACGCAUACACAUAAAAAUACAAAUAACACGUUUUCGGGUGUUUAAUCGGUAUAAUUUUUUAGUAUUUUUUUUUACUUUACCACAGUUUAAACAAUAAUUCUAGGUAUUAAAUAUAAGGGUAUUUAUUCUAUUUCACUUAAAGAGGUAAAGUAUGCUAUAAUUUAUCAUAUUAUAGUAUUAUAAACCGUGUAUUAUAACGAUUAAUUGUGUAGAUAAAACGAGAAAAUCCGAUCCCUGUUGCUAUAUAUAUACAGGCAGGUUUACAAAACUGCUAUAAUACAGUAGAUGGUAGUUAAAGCUAUCGUUUUAGCGGAGAUACCGAUCUGUUCAAAAUAUUGUUCAAAAACCGAGCUGAGGGGAAAAAGUUGAAAAAAAAAUGACUUUCAAAAAUUGUUUAUUAUACGAAAUUAAAAAUACUAUUCAAAUGAGAAACCAAAAAAAAACCCUAUACCUAAUUUGCGAUUAGAUAAGGCGAAUUUUUUAACUGUAGUUAAUUAAUAUACUAGGUUUCUAUAAUUAUUAUUUUUCUAAGUUAUUUGAUCGAAACAACUAACAAACAAUACAUUCGCUUAUGAACCAUAAAACUAUAAAAUAUUAUUUUCCAACCGGAAAAAUAUCAUUUCGAUGUAUUGGUCAUCAAUAUAGACAAAAAAUUAUAAAUUGUAUACCAAUCGAACGGAAACAUAAGAAUUAAUGAUUAAAAAAAAAAUAUAUAAAAUAUAUUUAUCACUUAUUAUAUCGUACAUUUCUGUGCAAAUUAUACCCAUAUUACGUUGGAUUCGGUAAAUGUUUUUCGUACAAAACCGAUUAAAAUCACGAACAACGAUGGACGCUAGAAGAUUAAUAUUAUUAUAUACUGCACACUGUAUGCCGGUUAACUAUAUACAUAUAACACAUAAAUGUUAGACUCAGACGAUAGUAACGUAUGCAGGGAGGAGCAGGUUAAAAUUCAUCUCAACCCCCCACCCCAUUUUCUUAAAAAUAAAAACUUUAUAAUUUCAACCAAGUUAUAAGGAAAAGCUUAAUUUAUUGAUUAAACAUUUUUUUUUUUUUUUUUUUAAAUAAAUUUUAGGAUUCUCAUCAUAAUCUAGUUGAAUAAAGAAAAAGAUUCUGUGAUUUAUUCAUGAUCAUUAUUUUUUACAAUUCUUUCCAUUCAAAAUUUCUAAGCACGUCUUUGGUGGACACAUUUAAUACUUAUGUAUAAAUAAUAUUUCCAAAUAUUGUUCCCGUUGUGAUGACCAUGUAGUGAAAUCUUCAAUAAUAAAAUUGCAGAUUUUCUGAGGAAUUCUUAAUAAUGAAUAAAUAAUUUCUUUUAUAUCCCGUUGAAAUCCUGCAAUAAAGUCAAAAAAUCAUGGAAAUAUUUUAGAACGAGACAUAGCUACAAAGGUUUAAUGAAAAAGUACGAACGAUCUGAGAAAAAACGUACUGCAUAUAGUCGGUGGUGACCCCGACGUCGGUCGUUCUGAUAGGUUUUUCACCCGCAGUGUAUUUAAUUAAUUUAAUUUAAAUCCUCGAAUGUUUAUUUUUUUUUCGCGUGAUUGAGCGGCUCUAUGAUGGAGAGGAAAAUACAAUUGAAACCAUAACGAAUUAAUGUGUGACAAUAAUAAUUAUUAGUUUCGAUGAAAAUGAAUUGACAAAAACAAAAUUAUUUUGAUUGGUUUUUUCUUAGCAGAUUUUAUUUGGCACGUGAAUUUGUUCGAAUGCUCAUUUAUGCAAAAAUAAUUACUAUCAAAAGUUUUAUCUAAGUAUAAUAUUAAUUUACCUAAUUUCAUUGGCGAUGUCUGCAAUUCUGCAAACAAUAAAGAGCGAAUACGUUAAUCACAGUAUGCGCACGGUAAAACCGUGUUGUACAAAAAUACGAAUUUAACCAUGUUGUUCAGGGAGGAGGGUGUUUUUUUUUUGGCUUUGAACAUUUCUAUAGACACCCUAAAUGAAAUAGGGGAAUACAAUCUUGUAUGUUUAUAUGCAUAGUAUUAGAUAUUUCAACUUUCAACUCCAACACCUACUAUUUUAGAUUCUGAAUGAAGUGUGGAAUGUAUUGACUUUACAAUAAUGUUUAUUUUUUUAUACUGUAUACAAAAUUUCUACCAGAAAUAUUGCUCCGAUUUUUAAGUGUAUCACCAUUUUUGAAAGAAAAUAUUAUAAAUAUAUAGUUGGUACUUUAGGUAAGUAGGUAAUUUUUGGAUUUCCCUAGCGAUAGGGAUUUUGAUAAUGAUUGGGAAAAACCUGAAAAUUUACAAAAAUAAUGCUUUUAUUAUUUUCAAUUAUAUUUUUUUGUAUUAAUUCAAUUGAAAAAUUUCGUUAAAAUUAGAAAUUUGGAAAAAAAUCCUAUACAUUUUCCCUUUUUAAAAUGUGAUAAAAUUUUCAAAAUAUUUAAACCAUUUAAGCUAUUUUUAGACUGUGGAUACAAAUGUUAGACCCAACAGAAAAUUUAAUGGGGUAUUAAUUAUAAAUUGUGCUUAGUGGUCAACAAAGAAAGAGUUGAAUUUGAUGUUGUAUUUAUAUAUAUAUAUAUAAGAAUUUUAAUAACAAAUUUUGACGAAUAUCGUAAAUAUUUUAACCUUUUAAACAUGUAUAACCGAACUCUGCUCAGAAUCGUUUUUCGUUAACAAUCAUUAAUCUUUUUAUACAUUAAAUUAAAUCUUACCUUCUCAACUUUUCACUUACAACAGUAGUUCACUCAUCGUGCGAAGUAUAUACGUCUUUUAUAAUUAAAUCUUAUUUUUAUUAAAAAAAAGUAGUAUAUUGUAUUACUAUGUAAUACAAAGUAGGUGGGAAAAAAUUAGGCCUAAUGUCGGAGCUCUGCUCACGGGUGUUUUAUUUGACCAGGCGAGUUAAACAUGGCUAACAUAUUAAUACUGUUUAUCGUAAUUAAUAAUUAUUAAUUCGUUGUUGAUGAUAUUUUGUAAUUCGUUCUGAGAACUGUUUCUAUAAAGGCUAAACAAAGCCAGUAACUAGUUAAAAAGUUAAUACGAAAGUUGUAAGUUACUUUCUUUGAUACAUUUUAACAAAACUAGUUUUUUUUGAAAUAAAAUAAGUUAGAAAAUAACGUACCUAUUUAUUUUGAAAAACCCUAGUAAUUUUUAAAUGAUGUUUAAGAAUAUUAUGUAUAAAAAAUCUGUAUACCUGUAUUUUUUGCGAUUAGUUUUCAAAAUAAAUUACGUAUUUUUGUAAGAGAAAUUUGAUUAUCAUUAUCACAUUAUGAGCAUAUGACCUGUAGGAUACCAAUUCGAGGCUUGUAUGGUUAGUUAUUUUCCAUUCGAUGAGUACAUUUUACAAAAUAUGUUUAUGAGUGUAGUAGGUUAUUUAAAACAAAAAACUUUUAACUUGACUUAGUUAUUCAGUUUAUUUAAAUUGGUUAAUUAAUAAAAUAUUUUUUUACUUAACUUUAACUAAUUAAAACAAACGAUUAACUUGCUCAGUUUAGCUCGUUGUAACAUAUUAUAUUGGUGAUCGUAAAAAAGUCAUUUUUUUAUGCAAUUACAUAAAGUUUUUUCUCCGUCAUUUUUAUAACACCACGUCGCCAAUCUCUUUUGGAAGCUUUUUUUUUCAUUUGUUUACGUGUAUCUUAUUAUUACAGUUUCGCUUUUUUUCGGGGGGUGAGAGAGGAAACGAAACUAAUGUACCGACUGGCAUUUUGUCAUAUCGAAUUAUACUCUGCCGUAAAUCGUAUUUUUUUAUUAAUUGUUAUUAAUUUAAAUUUGAUUUGUUUGCUGUCCAAAUUUGACUAGAUAUAUGAUAUUGUAUAUUUUUUAAUAAAUGCGGAUAAAAAAGUCGAGUAAAUAAUAUUAAUAAAUACGUGAUACUAUUGAUAUAAAAUCGAUAUUUUAUAGUCAUUUUUUUUCGGAUGCGAUUUUCUUGUUCUCGCAUGUUGUAAUGUCCCAUCUGCAAUACCAAAUCAAAUAAAUAGGAGUAUUUUAGAUUAAUAAAAGGUAUUGGUUUUACUAUAGUGUAUGUUUUCGUUUUUAUUUUUCUGUCUGUGAACAAUUUUUCUACCAGAAAUGAUUGAAAUGCCUACUCCGACCAUUAACUGUAUUAUCUUUUCUAAAAGUAAAUUUUGUUCGGUUGAUGCACUGAGGUCAUUUUUUGAUUGUCUUUAAUCUUCUUAAUUAUUGGGAAAAACGGAUGCAAUAGCGAUUCCCGUUAUUUUCGAUUAUGUUUUUUUGGUUAAUUCAGUUAAAAUUAAUCGUAUAUGAGACGUGAAAUGUUCACAUAAAAAUUAAGAAAUAUGUUUAACAGUUUUUUUUUUUGUUUUGCAAUAAAUUUUAAUUAUAUACAGUACCCAAACGAAACUACCCUGAAAUCCUACCUUCCCAACUAGCAACUACUCAUCUACUACCCGUGAGAAGUAUCUUUUUCUUUUUUUUUUAACAGCCCCAGAGAUACGAGCGCUUGGGGGAGACAUUGUAAAUGAUUUAACUUCUUUAAGCUGUCGAUUUCCAUUCGACGAUUUAAGUGGUUUUUCUCGUUUUUUUUUUUUUUUUACCUAUACUUUUCUUCUACCGAGUACAACUUUGACGUUGACCCACUUAACAGUUAAUAUAAUAAUUUAUAGUAAUAAUAUAUUAUUAUUAUAGUUAUAAUAAAAAUUAUUUUAUUCAAUGUUAUUCAUAUAUUCAAAUUAAAUUAUAGUACUAUAUUUUGAAUGUUUGUGCAUUGCGUCCGUCCGAUGUUUUUUUGAAUGUCGGUCACCAGCCGUUGGUCAACUAAAAUAUUAACGACUACAUUCAGAAUAAUAAUUCAAUUUAGAGCACUUAUUUGUGUAUUGCUGCAUAUAUUUUUAGAUUUUUGUUAAUAAUUUUUAAGAUUCAUAUUAAUUAGAAGUAGUUUACGAAAUUUUAUUUUGCAUACUUGACUAUAAUUAUAUAUUUUUAUAUGUUUUGAUGAAAAAUAUGACAAUCGUGUAACAACGCAACAGCUUAAUUUCAGACAAGAUUUCCCAAGAAAUAACAAAAUACUAAUCACAUUAAUUUUAAUAAUAAAAAUACUUAAAGCCCUUUUUUUGCCUGUUAGUUGUUACACAUAGUGUACAUUUUUAUUUUUUUGUGGACCAUAUAACUGAAUUUUUUAAAUACAAUUUAUUUUUUUCUAACACAUAUAUGUAUGACAUAUUUUUAUAAAUUUACCGCAUAUUAUAUGGCAUAUUUUAAUAUUUUUUAGAGCGCAUAAAUUCGUGCUCUAAAUUGCUUAACAUUGCCCCCGACACAAUAUUAUAUAAAUCGUAAUAGAGCUAAUUAAAUCCGGACAAUUCGUUAAUUUUUUUUUUUAAAUGCCAUAAAUAUGGGCGUUGAUAUUUUAUUACGCUACUCGAAUGACGUCGAUUUAAAUGUCGAUAAGGUAUUAUAUGACAUCGGUUAUUAUUCCAACGUACUAUUAUUGGUUCACAUAAAUUGGCAACAUUGCCAUUUCGGUGCGUUCGUUAAGUGUGCAGCCUUUUCGUACACUAGUUUUAUUAUAUUUUAUACGUCUCGCGUCUGCAUUUUGUACUUGGGUUUUUUUUUUUCGACCUUUCAUUAUAGUUUUGAAAAAUUGUAUUAUAAUAUUUUCCGAAAACGUCCAAAACUACGCUAAUAAUUGAAAAUGGACAAGUUGGUUGUAUAUAAACUUUGCAGUGAAACGUUAUUACUAUUAUUAUAUUACACAUACAAAUUGCAUAAGAAAUUUAAAAUUUUUAAAUAUUUAUAAUAUGCUCAUAUCCGUCCAAUUACGGUCAUCGUUUUAAAUGUUCGAAAGGUGCAAUUUAAUAAUAAAUAUUAUACAAGAUAUUUAAACGUAUACUAUAGCAGUGAUUCUCAACAUUUUCAAAUUUUAAUUUCUGUCAACUCGUUAACGAGAUAUUUUACUUUUAAUUUUGUCAUUUUGUGGUGAGUCUAUAGGGAGAAAAUAUAGUGGCGCAUCAUUUUAUGUGGCGUUCAUUUUCCAAAAAAAACCGAAAAAAAGUUAAUAUUUUUCACAUGAUAGCAAUUGCGGUUCAUCUAUUAAUCGUUCUGUAUAUUAUAUAGAAGGCCGACUCUAAUAAUAUUUUUUAUCAUAAAUAAUAUAUAUGUAUUUUGUAUUCGCUUCGAGUAAAAUAUUAUUAUAAUAUAUUAUGUAUGUGCAAUACACAGUCCGGUUUAGCGUUAGUGUUGUUAAGUUGUACUUGAUGGAAACAGGACAUAUUUUUGUGUGUAAUACCAAAUCUGUUGUGUGUAAUAAGAAAUUAUUAAAUGUGUAGUAUAGAAUUAUAAAAUAUAUAAAGUUAUAAAGAAAUAUUUCUAAACUAUGUAUUGUUAUAAUAUUUUUAAUUGUUUUACAAAUUUAGAAUAAAUAUAUUAAAGACAUUUGAUCAAAUACAAAGUAUUUUAAAAUUUGUUAUUUAUUAUUAUGAUGUUUUAAAACUUGUUAUAUUAAUGCUUGUCAGAAUUAGUUUACUGACUUUGAAUAAGGAAUUAAACCCGUAGGAACGUUAUUUAAACAAAUUUGUUAAAAAAAUAAUGUAUAAAUAAAGAACAAUUACUAGUAGAUAUUAUGUAUUAUAUUUUUAAAGUUUACUUCUUACAUUACCCAUACAUUUUUCCUGGAUAAAGUUUAAACCUAGAAAUAUUUGUUUGAAAAAAAACUGUAAACAAUUAUAAAUGGUAGAAAAAUUAAUAAAAUAGCUAUAUUUAAAGGUACGGUGGCAAAUUUUAUUUUGUGAACAUGAAUGUGUAGUUUAAACUAAAAAGUGUGUAAUACGAAAUAUUAUAAAAAUAGGCACUGGAUGGAAACAUAUAAUAUUAUUGUGACGUCAAAAUAUAUACGUCUUAUAGUAUUAGAUUCUUAAUAAACGUAUAAUAUUAUAAUAGUUGUAGUAUAUUUGGACCUUCAAUUUAUUAUAACAGCUAUAUACUAUAUUAUAUACUCGACGACACAUAUCAUACUCGAGAGCAUUUUUAAGGAGAUUCUUUGUGUCCAAAUGGGCACACAUUAAUAUCCAUUGGAUACCCUAUAGAGUGAGCUGUUUACUGUGUGUCUAUCGCUAGAAAAUAGAAUGAUAAUAAUAAUAAUAAUAUAUUACGACAUUAAAAAAACAUAGGUACAUGUUUAAAUAAAAUGUACAAUAUAAAAAUUUACAUAAAAACAGAUAAAAUUAUACCUUUCCAAAAAACAAAGCUUGUGCUUGGGUUGAGUAAGUUAAAAAACAAAAAUUCUACAAUUGCAACUUUUAAAAUGUAUUAUUAUAGACUAAGGCAACUAGAUAGGUACUAAAUAAAUUAAGCGGAAAAGAUAAAUACAAUUCAGAUAAUAGAAAAUACUACUAUAAACUAAAAUUAUUUAAAUCUAAGAAAUUCAGAUAAUUAAUUAACAUUGAUCUAGUUUUAAACCGAGUGAUAUCUACAUUUAACUUUCUACAUACAUCGAUACCUAUAUUAAUUGUAUUGAAUUUCCCGAAUUUUUUUAUUAACUUUAAUACAAUUCCAAUUGCCUUUAAAAGUUUUUAAACGAGUAUUAUACAAAUGUUGUAGUUUAAUAAUAGAUUGAAAUGGUAAAUUUUGUAACAAACUAUUAGAUCUUAUACUAUAGGAAAUAGUCUCACUAGUGUUGGAGGGGGGGGGGAGUAGUAACCAGAGUAAGUACAAUAAUUUGAAAGGGACAGUUUAGCAUACAUGCUCGUGAAACUAUUCAAUUGAUAGAGGAGGGGGAACUGGAAACUCGGUGGAUAUUCACUGAAAAAAUGCCUCGUUACUCGCACGAGUCGAGCGUGUCACAAAAAUUUACUGUACAACUGCACCUGCUCCAUGUUCAGCCGAAGCGAUACGACGGCUACUGAUAAUGUAUAGGUAUAGUUGCAGAUUAUGGUUUCCCGCGCACGUUAUUUAUUACUGUUGUAUAAUACACAAUUGCCCCGCGGUAAAUUAUUUUUAAAUUAUAAUAUUAUUAUACGAUUUAUUAUUAUAUAAAUACUUAUAACGUACACCAGGAAAACAAUAACAUGGCAUUGCGUCACAGCGAGUUUUUAAUGCAAAAAGUUAAAGCAAUAGACAUAUCAGCUAUAUUAAAUAGUGGUGGACUACAUUAUUUUUCUUUACCCUUUGACUAACGCAAAUAAUCAAACAAUAUCCGAUAAACAAAAAAACGCUGAUACUGCUGGUGGAUAUUUCACGCUGUUUUUAAAAGAAAUUUGGAAGGUACCCAGGUACUAACGAAAAACAAUUCAAAGCAAAAUAUUAUUAGUUGCCCUUUUUCUCUUGUUGCAAUAGUCAAUCAAAAAACAACAAAAAUUAUACAACGAAAUUCCCAGUUUUUCCAUUUAUUAACUAUAAAGAAAAUUAACAAAAUGACCUCUUCAAUUCACCAACUGGAUCAAAAUGUAUUAAUUAAGAUUAAAAUUGAGAUUCGUAGAAAAGUUGUUUACAACUAUACUCACACGCAUUCACACACUCUGCACACAAAUACGUCAUAGUAAAAAUCAAUGUACUUCGCUCAGAAUCUAAAAUGAGUGUUUGGUAAGAAAAAAAAAUGUUUUGAAUUUAUCAUAAAUUUAUAAUGUACCUAGAUAAUGAUAAUGUAUCAAAUCAAUCUGUAACAGUAAUAACAUUAUUAAUUAUGAAUCAAUGAUUUCCAUGGAAAAACAAAAAAUAUUUCUUUUUGUUUUCUUUCCAGAUAAUUACCCAUUUUUGCUCAUAAAAUGGCGUACAACUUUUGCUCUAGGCACAGUAUCAUUCAUUCAUUAAUAUUCAACCCUAAGGUUGGUUUUACAUCAUUCUUUUACAACCCCUCCACACUUCUAAGACACAUUCUACUUUGUAGACAAUAUAAUUAUCUAUGGUUGAAACACAAUGAAAAAAUGUUCGUCUUUUGUUUUUCUCCGCUGGUUUCGAGUAGUAUGCCUGAAAAAUAAUUGUAUUUUUAAAAUCGUUUUAUGCCCCGAUUUAGACGUCUAAAAUAUUCGCCAACAGCUGCUUAUUUACCGAACAUCAUAUGCACGAGUCACUCUAUAAAAUCAUUAUUUGUUUUAUUAAAUUAUUUGAUUAGCGAUUAUUAGUAGAAAUGUGAUUGUAAAUAAAACUUUUACAAAAUGUUUAAUUAAUAUUCGUAACGUUUGUAGUGCCUUUUCGAAGCGCAAUUAAAACGUAGCGCCCAAAAAUAAUUACUCAUUUUACUAUUGGCUUAUUUUUAUUAUAACGUCUUUUAUGAUGCUGAAUUCCCAGUAAAAACUUUAAUAUGGCGCCACUGUUACACGAACGAGAAGUAAAAACAGUUUUUCUUGGCAAUCUCGAUAAAAUAAUUUAUCCGCCUGACCUCAAUUAUCAAUAUACUAUACAAAUUAAUUCAGUAAAUAAUUAUUAAUAAUUAUUAUUAUUAUAAUGCUAAUACUAAUACGAAUCGAUACGAAUCGAUUUUUGAUUUGUCUGUGCAUAUACAUGGAGUGUCUCGUGAGGAUAUGCCAUUCCGUAUAAUAAGAUAAUAUUAAAAUUCUUUUUUUCCAUUUCUUUUUCUAUUUUUGAUUUAAAAACUAUUUUUUCCAUCUAAAACAAAAACUUUAAUAAUUACUUUUCGUGGUGUAUACAUAGUUAGUUAACAAAAGUCUUAAGACAGUCGAUUUGAAGUUUCGACGACGACGUGUCCCAUGUAUACCUAAUGAAUGAAAGUUUAGAAAAACGCAUUCGAUAGAAUGGUCUACUCAUCAAAAAAAACCAGAUUAAAUUAUUGUUAUACCACCUAUACGAACGAGCUUAUACGUACAUUAUAUUGAUAAAUUUAAAACUUAUAAUUACGAGUAUUACAUGAACAGCCUCGGCUAACCGAGACCGUAACGAUUCGAAUGCAAUAGUAUUUUUUUUUUUCAUUUUUCAUAGGAAAAACAAAGUGAACCUGCCAUUUCUUUUUAUUAGGAAUAAAUAUAAAUCGAAAAACGAGUUUAAUAUCGCGUUCCGCCCAGGGGUUGGGAUAAAAACACGAGAGUCAACAUAAUGUUGUAUGAUACAACUUGUAUCGUAAAAUGUUUGAACAGCGAAAACGGGAAAAUAAUAAUUUUAAUUAUUUCGUUAGCACAAUGUUAGAUACCUACUUACAUAAUGAUCAUAGUACAUACGCAUUACACUUACGUAAUAUUUUGAUAUUCUUAUUAAAUUGUAAAUUGAAGGACAUGCGAUAUACGAGUAACUGAUACAUUUAUUCAAUAUAAUUAUAGCCUAUAGGUAAUAAUCCUUAUUAUAUGUAUAUAGUUUGUCCUUAUUUUUUUUUAAUAAGCCUUUUUUGUUUUGUCUUUUAUUAUUGUUUCUAGUAUUUCAAAUCCAAUGACAGACAAAAGCUCGACAUUUGCUGCAUUGAUUUGUGUGUUUUUCUAUUUAUAAUAUAUUAUAUAUUUAAAGGUUUUUAAUGUUAAGAAAAACAUUUAAUUAAUUAUAUAGUUUCUGAUUUAAUAAAAACAAUAAAAAUUAAGAUGAUAAAUGUAUUGUAAUGUAUUUUUUAAAAAAAAGCAAGCACUGAGGAUACUGUUGAUCGUUGUACUUCUGUUAUAAAAAAUUGGAAACUGGAAAAUGAGGAAUAGAAAAUUAGAAAGUUAGGAUAAAUAGUUAUUAAAUAUAAAUAUGUACACAUCGUUAAGUCGUUAAUUGCUAACGAUAUCUGAUUCUGAGCAAAGUCCGGUUAAACAUAUUUUUAAAUGUCAUGAUUUUUACGAUUUCUGUUUAAAUUUAAAAUUUAAAUGCCUAUACAAAAAACAAAAAAAUUAAAUCACUGUAUUAUUGGCGACCACUAUAUACUACUUAUAAUGAACGUCAUGUUAAAUUUUAAAUUUUUUUGAUAGAUUAAAACAAUUUUAUCCAUAUAAAAUCAAAAACAAUUCAAAAAUAUUAAACGUCUAUAGCUCAAAAAUCGACAGAAUGCAAUGAAAAUAUUAUCACCUCUAAAACAUAGGGUAGUAUAAAAGCCUAUGCUAGUAUUUAGCAAACAUUUCAUAUCCAUACCAUUGUUUUUAACUGACAACAACAACAAAAUAAAUUCAAAAAGAAUAAAAUUAUGUUAUUGUUAUAAAUUGUCCUGUUUUCCUUUAAGUUUUUCACGUUUAAUUAAAAAUAAAACUGCAAAGGAAAAACAAAAAGAGACGGACAUACUUCGCACGUAGGUGGGUUGUUGUAGGUGAAAAGUUGGGAAGGUAAUAGAGGGGAAAUUUAAUAUAUAUAAUUUCGCAACGAUUAACUAUUGCUCACAAAAAACGAUUCUGAGCGGAGUUCGGUUGAUAGUGUUGCUUAAUCAACAAUACACAUGUUAUAUUAAGAUAAUAUAAUUUCAUAUGCAUUCUACUUUUCUUUUAUGAUAUUUGUUUGAUUUUUUCCCGGUUUUUCCCAUGUAUUGGGAAAAUCAAAAAAAUGACCUCCCUAAGAUACCACACCAGUCAAAUUUUCGUUCAGAAAAAUUGUUAUCAUUGUAAAUUUGAGCAAAAUUGCUAGUAGAAAAAUUGCCCACAGCCCCACAGGAAAAAAAAAGGUCGUAAUAUUAUUUUACUAUAAUAUCUACAUUUCGUGCAUUAUCCCGUUUUUUCCAUAAUUUCCCGAAUCUUUCCAUUUAUUGAGAAAAUUUCAGGGAAAAUCAAAAAAAUAAUAUUCCCUAAGUACUUCACCAGGAAAAUUCCCUUUCAAAAAAAUUGCUUUAUUUGAUACUUCAGAGCAAGAUUUCUAGUAGAAUUUUUGUACAUAAUAUAAAAAAAAAACUUUUCUGAAAAGUUGUUUACAGACCAAAACAAAUACAUAACAUACUAUGUAAGCACACAUAAACCAACAGAUCCCUCACUACGCUCCAAAUCUAAAAAUGUACGCUAUAGUAGAACCAAUAAUUUACCUCCCUGACCACAAUAUCUAAAAUCCAGUAAAUACAUAGUUUUUAUUUACAAUUGGUUAUUUUUUGUUAUAUAUAUAUAUAUUUUUUUUUAACGCAAAACGGCACGUGUAUGUAAGGCGUUUUUAGAGGAUUAUUGUAUAAUAAGUUUGAGUCCUAAUUAUAAUUGUUACACGAUGAUGUCUGUUUACGACAUAUUAUAAUUUAUUCGGAAAACCGCGCAAUGUCGAAUUAUUGCAAAAUAAUCGUUAGGCUCCUAUAUACUUUAUAUACUCGUGAUGCUCGUCACGCGGAAAAAGUUCUCAUGCCCGUGCGAACUUUUUUUUCUCAUUAUCUAUACAUUUAUAUAUUAUCAUUAUAAUAUUAUUUACGUUUAAUCGGUAUUCAUUAUACAUAAUAUUAUUCCUACACAGCUGAUAGUAUAAUAUAUUGUGAGUACGCGACGUUUGCAUCAUUUUCGUAUUACUCGAACCGUUUUGUUCCCCUUCUUUAACACCCCUCCCCCUUUAACCAUUCCCACCACUGCCUGCUGCAGUUUUAUAAUUUUAGACAACAGCAGUCGUCGGGCACGUGUUGCUCAAUAACGAUUUAAUAUAAUUAUAUAUUAUCAGUUUAAAUUACUUAUAUUAUGUACAACGAGAUGUUGUUGUUAUUUUUUCUUCGUGUCGGCCGUCUUUUUGUAUAUAAUAAAUUAUUAGAGAGUGUCUUUGGGACCCCGUAGUAUAAUAUACAGGGCGUUCAAUAUAACGUAUGAGGCAAUCAUUACAGGUUAUUGACAUAAAUACAAUUUUUUUACACGAAAAUGCAUUUAAACAAAAACUGCAUCUACUUAUUUAUGAAAUUAUUAAUAUAGAAGGUUGCUAUUUUAAAAUAAAAUUUGGGUAGUGGCUUCAUUCUUUCCUCUCCUCGGAAAUAAGGAUGAAAUUAAAAAAUGCAGAAAUAUGUAACAUUUUUAGAGCCACUUGUUUCUUAAAUUUUUUUUUAAAAAAAACAAAUUCUCAGAAAAGUUAAAGUAAUUUCCGAAAUAAUCACGACAUUUAGUACACAGUAAAUAAUCUAAGUUAACGUGCAUAAACAGUACGGGUUUAUAUACAUCUUAAAUAAUAGGAUUUAUCUAUUAUAAAAUAAAAUACAUUAAUUUUACAUUAAUUAAAAUAUAUAUAAUUUGUUAUUGAAUUUCAACAUAAAAUAUUAACCCACUUACCGUUUAACGAUUACAUGCAUUUCUUAAUAACCAGAAUUCAAUAACGUAGGCAGGGUUUUUUUGGGAGGGGGGUAGUGCUCAUAAUCAUUUUAUAAAGAAGAGAAAGCACAUACUAUCAGUACAGUACUAUCACUAUUAUUACAGAAUAAAUAUGUGUUGAUAAAAUUAAAUUUCAUUAUUUUAUUCUGUGUUAUAAGAUGCUGAAUGUAAAACUUGAUUUUAAAAAAUGUAGUGAAGGGAAAAAUUUUAUGAGGGAGGGUUCUGAUCCCCAAACCUCCCUAUGUGUACGCCACUGCCAGAGUUAGAAUUAAUUCGAUUUGUCAAUAUGAAUACAAUUUUUAAAACGCAUUAAUGUAAUUAUUACAUUAUAAUAUGUAUGUAUUAAACAUGCCUUUAUAAAAAUUAGAAUUAGGUAAUUACGCAUUAAUGACUCCUUGUAAACUUAGUAAGUGUUUUAUUACGUUAUCUUAAUCACCCUGUAUAACUUAUACCUAUAACGUACGGGCAAACGGCAAAUGCGGAAAACAGGUUUCGGAAAGAUAAUGUACAAAAUCCAUUUCACUUUCCCCACAUAUAUACCGUGUGCUCCUCCGCAUCUAUAAUAAUAUAUUUUAACAUCAUUUUUUUAUUAUCCGUUUUUGUUCACUGUUUAACGUUAAAUGUAUAUUAUAUACCUAUCUAAGUAUUCCACAACAAUCGUUUUUAAACGCAAUCAAAUCAUCAAAUUGCGUUUAAUAGGUAAGGGAUGGGAGGGGUGAGGGAGAAUUAGUUUAUACUAUGCAAAAUAGCAGGUAUUUUUCUUAUAAAUUAUUCUACUUAUAUUAGACACCUGAGUUUUUUUUUUUUAAAUUCCGGUAUUUACAAAUAUUGUAUGUUUUAUUUAUGCUAAACGGGUGUAUAUUUUCCCGUAAUUUUUUUAUUAAUAUUAUAAUCGUUCGCGUGACUUUUUUUAAAUAUACAUAUAUAUAUAUAUAUGUAUAACAGGCCUUCUGUGUCCAUAAACAUAUUAUUAUAUACCUACUAUUAUUGCGAUGACGAUUCAAGUGAUAAUAUCUAGAUUAACAUACAAACCGGUUUUUCUAAGUUUUGAUUUGUAUUAUUAUUACCUAUGAUACAGACGAUUAACGCGCGAGUCUCGUAGUUUAAUUAUUUUUGAAAAGCCUACGGUUUUAUUUUAUGGCUGAGAUCAUUGUUGAAAAAAAAAAAAAGUAAUAAUAAAUAUCUUAUUCUAAAACUAUAAAAACGUACGAAAAACGAGUUAAAAUAUUGCUAACGAUAUUUUAAUAUUAUUAUUGUUUAUUUUUUUAUUUGUAAACACGAUUGCCCAUAUAUACUAUAUUAUAACCCGUAUACUCUAGACAUUUUGUUGACAAAUUAUGGGUCUACUGCGUAUACUAUCAAAUAAUUUUCCAAAAAAAAAAAAACCAUAACUUUCUCAUAUGAUUCACAAUACAUUUUAGAUUCUGAGGGAUCUAUUGUUUUUACUAUAAUACCUAUAUGUUUUAUUUAUUUUUUUUUUUUAAUCUGUAAUCAAAUUGUUUUUAUAAUUUUUUUUAAGCUAAAAUAAUGAAGAGCAUUGCAAAUAUUACAGCCUUACAACCCACACAGCAUCUGAAAAAUGAUAAUAUUUUAUAAAUAUUUUAUUUUUAUGAUAACAAAAUAUUUUGUUGUGUGAUUUAUAAAAAUGUUUUUUAAACAUUUGUAUGUUUCCAAUAAAAAUUAAACGUUUUAGAAAUGAGAUUAAAAUGUUUAGUGAAUGUUAUUCUAAAAUAUUUUCCAAACAUAAACUAUUUGGGCAAAACAUAUUUCGAUAACAUUUACACCAUUAAUUUCAUCAACAUUACAACAAUAAUCGAAAAUAUUUUGACCUAUACAACUUUCCUAAAAAUAUUUUGUUCAUAUUAUGGAAAUAUUUGUUUGCUGUGUGAGAAAUCAUUAUGUAUAAACGAACUUUGCUUAGAAUAGAAAAACUGUUUAACCGUAAUCUACGUAGAAUCGUUUUUCAUUUGCAACGGUUUAUUUAUUACCACUGAACUCUGAAUCGAUUUGUAUUCUUCAUAGGAUUUUAUUUUUCCCUCAAGCCCUACAAGUAAUCUUAGCUACUAUUAUUCUCACAAAAUUAUUAUAUAUCCUCACAUUCAUUUAAAUGUCUUCGUCUACUCAACAGGUGCUACUGCAUACAUCCUAUAAUAGGGUGAUUGAAAAAUUUCAAAUACCCGUACUAAAUUUUUUUGCGAAUAAUAAUACAUUUUUAACCAUGUAUACACCGUAUUCGUGAAUAUUAUUAUAUUUAUAUAUAGUAUUAAUUUAUGAAAUAAAAAUAAUUUGUUAUUUUAUACUUUUCAGAGGAUUAAAUUCCAAGUAGCGGAAUGCAGAAUGUUUUAGGAAGGAUAGCGACCACUUUGGUUAUUUUAUAUCCAGUAAUUGCGUUUUCGAUUCCGGAGUCGGCCAUACAAACAUCAUCGUUGAAAUCUAGCAAUACCGAACAGGUACACAAACCGACUUUUUUUGUUUUUAAUUAAUAUAACAACGAUAAACAAACACUGUAAACUGGUAAUUAAAGACAUCGUAUAACGGGAAACUAUAUAAUAUUGUUCAAAAACGGAUUAAUCAUAUUCAACAUUUUUAAAUUUUUAACUAAUAAUCAAGCACAUUUUUAUUUCAAAUUAACACUUGAUUAUUAGAAACGAACACAAUAAUAAUUAAUACUAUCCUAUAUAUCAAACAAAGGAUCUACAAAGGAGAAAUGAACGCGGAAAUAUCAUUAGUAUUAUAUAAUAUCUGAUAAUUCGAUAACCGGGUCGACCGUCCCGCAUUGUGGGUUUCAAUUAAAUAAGUUUUCGCAAAACCCGGUCUGGUCGUGACACAAUAGGUACCUACGCAUAAUUUGGAACGGACGCAUGAAAACAAUUGAUAAAUAAAUAAUAAUAUAAUAAAUUAUAAUUAUGUUAUGUUGAAAGGCAGUAGCGUACUCAUAAGAGGCUAAGAGCACUUCAGCCCAUCGGUACCGUGUUAAAGUAAAAAAAAAAAAUAAAUAUACUAUUCAAAAGUGAAAACGUUUUUCUUAUAAUACAGUAAUCAUUGCACUACAGGGUCGUAUACUGGCCAUAUAAUCUCAGAAGACAGUGAGCCGCUUCCUGUACUUAAGUUUCUUAUACAGACGAAAACAUUGGAUAAGCAAGAAUAUUAUGGUUAUAGAUUUAUUUUUUUUCCCCUGUAGUAGUUCCAUGAAAAAUAAUCAUAGAAUCUGGUAUUUUUACCAAACACCUACAAUAUAUUAGCAUUUUCUAGACGUUGUAAAAUUUUCUAAAUAUUUUGGGACUUUUUGAAUUAUUUAUAGCUAUUUAAAAUUGUCAAUAACUUGUUUGGUUUUAUUUCGAUGAUAUUUUGUUGUUUCAUAUAAAUUUAAAAAAAAUUGAAACGAAGUUUAUCAUAAAUUGUACUUAAUGAUAAAAUAAAAAGUUGAGUUAAAGGUUAUUUAUUUAUAUAUACAUUUUAAAUACAAAUAUAUGAUAAAAUUCGAUAAAAAAAAAAAAUUAUGUGCGAACUACUUUUUAGGAAUUAAAUUUGAAGAUGAAAAGUAGACUUGUUUUAAAGAUCCAAUUUAUAAUACUUCCUCAAAAUCAAAAUAAAUCCAUAGAUUUGUAUAAAAAUCCAACAUAAAUCGAACUUGACUAAUUAAAUAAUAUUAUAUAGAUGUAAAUAUAUUUUGCUUGAAUUAUUACAUUAAUUUAAUUUAAUAUACGUUGCUCUUACAUUAAAAAAUCUUGGGUACGCCACUGUUGGACAAUCAUUUUUCGAAUAUAAAUUUAGAUCGUAAUUUAAGGUAUAAUUUUUUUCUUAAUAUUUGUGCAUUUAUGUAUAAAUAUAAUUUUUCUUUACAUUUUCAAAUAUUAUUUUACGUUCAUAAAAAAUGAAUUAACUACAUAUUAUUAAGUAAAAUUUUUUUUUUAGUAUAUAACAAAUAUAACGUAAAUGAUUUUUGUUUUUUGUCAAAUUCGUUUUACGCGUUAUAGAUUUGUUAAUUUUCAGAUAUUCCCAUCUAUGAAUUAGAAGGCAUUCCAGUCAUAUUUUUUUUUUUCAUAUAAUUUUGUCUAAUGCAAUUUUUUCCCAUUCAUUUUUUAGUCUACAUCCAUAAAUGAAUGCAUUUUAAAAAUUGAAUUUGUUUGUAUUGAAAACUAUACAAAUUUGUUAUAAGCCCUUCUUUCUCGGGAGAUAAUUAUAUAUAUUUACACAUCUAUUAUAUAUGUAUAUAAAUUAUAGAUGGUACUAUGUAUAUAAAUUUAAAAUGGCGGACAAUGUAAUGUGUAUUUAUUAUCAAUCAUCACUAGACUUAUAUACUAAUAUUAAAUGUGUGAUGGGACCAUUAUAUAGGAUAACGCUGAUUAUACGAGGACGUUUGACGAAGAGCAAGAAGAAAAACGGGCAUUGCGAGAUUUGCAGAUGGCCGGAACGGGCAAACGUGGUUGGCAAAACUUAAAGACCACAUGGGGCAAAAGGGCACAGGACUGGCAAAAUUUGCACUCGUCAUGGGGCAAACGUCAGGGAUGGCAAAAGUUACACGGAGGAUGGGGAAAACGCGGAUGGAAGGACAUGCAGUCUGGCGGCUGGGGAAAGAGGGCUAAAGAUAUGGUAUGCAAGAAAUAUAUAAUAAUACUGAAACAAAAAAUACUCAUUAAUAUAAAAAUAUGUGAAAGGUGUUAUAAUACCGUUUUUUUCUCUUUUUUCAUUUAGGCCAACGGUCAAUGGUCUCAGUACAACGACAAUGCCGACAAGUAUGAAAACGAAAUUCCAACCGUACUAGCUGACAAACGAUCAUGGGACAACUUUCAAGGAUCCUGGGGCAAGCGGGCCGCCGACUGGACAAGCUUUAGAGGUAAGCCGGUAAGCUAAACAUUUUUAUUUUAUAUUUUGGGAUAAAAUUAUGAUUGAUAAGAUACUGCAGUAACAGUAGUUUUCUUAGUUCUUAUUUGAUUUUAUGUAAAUCAAAUUAUUUAUAGAUGAACAAAAAUACCUGAAAUUUAAAACACGAGGUUUAUUGAAAGUUGUACUUAGUAGUAAUAAAAAAAAGUUAGGCGUCUUUUCUCGUUUUCAUUGUUGCAUAUUCGACACCGAAGAUUACUACUAAUAACCUGUCUCCAUUUUUCUCUAUUAUCCACCAAUCUGUUAAAUUCUUCAUCAGUGUUAAUAUUGAUCUAUUCCUUGAUGUCAAUCGUUCUUUUUUUUCAUUUUCCUAUUAGUGUCAUUAAAUUCUUCCUUCUAAAAUGUUCAAUAAGAAAUGUUCAUUUUAACCUCUAAUCAGAUCUGCAUAGGUUUUUGAAUAAUUAAUAUUUUAUGAAAUGCCUAUAUUACAUACGCUGCGUUUUCUAAAACCAAAAUGUGUAUAUUCCCAAGACAAUUCUCUUUGAAAUAUUACCUAUAUACUUAAUACUCACGAAAAUUUUUGGAGAUAGCCUCUUCUCAAAAUGUAAUCCUAAAAACCUGCUACUGCUUCAGGUGUACAGAACCUAAUUAUACAAACCCGUAUUCGUGUUCUCGUGUCUUUGUAUGGUUUAAUAUUAAUAAUUAAACCAAAAUAUCGUAUUAUUAUAAUUACUGCAGCGAUCUUACAAACCAAACUUAUCAUUAUUUUCGCUAAGUCUGCAAUAACAAUAAUUCACGGUUCUUCUUCGAUUUCUCUUUUCAAUAAAACGUUCAAAACAAUAUUUACAAGUUACAAGUAUUUACAUAGACACCAGCUUUGAAAAACAUAACAGUUGUUAUUGAAGAUUGACUUAAACACUUUUUCUACUCCUGAGAAGAAAACAACUGUUGAAGAACUAACUGCAAGUGCAAUAUAUUAUUAUCGUCUACAAUAACUACAGUGAUAAUACCUAUCUACAACCACAGAAUAGGCUACAAUCGUAGUGUUAACGAUAGCCGAUAAACAUUUCAAAUUUCUUAUUAGUUACAUCGAAUUUUUUCAAAAAUUUAAAUUAAAUAUUGUUAGUUAAUUUAUAUUAUAUAUCUAUAUUCUGAAUCAUCUAGAAUAAUGUCUAAUGGAUGCUUUGUCCCCUAAAAUUAUUUCAGUGGGGGCUCAAGUUCCCGGUCACCCGUGUACCGAGUGAUCCAUUUAAGUGGAUACACUCAUUAUCUUGGAAAAUAUUAAAUUUUUUUGGGAUUUGUUUUCUAAACAUUUAAGAAACAAUCUGCUCUACAAUUUUACAUUUUUUUUUUGUCCCUCUUAUUUUUGAAAAGUAAAACCACUACCUACUUUUGAUUUUCGAAUGGCAACCUACAUUAAAAAUUCCAUAAAUAUAUGGAGUAUUAAUUAAAACAAAUUUUAAUGUUGGCAUUUUUGAUUUUUGUCGAUUUGUUGACGAGAUAUUCAACUUUUAAGUUUGGGUUAGAGGAGAGUGGUGGUACAUUAUCAACACGCCGCACGCCGUGUCUCCACAUGAAUGAUACUCCACCACUUUCCUCCAAACUAAACUUAAAAUAGAAUAUCUCGUCAACGGCUUGACAGAAAUAAAAAAUGUCAAGACUAAAAUUUAUUUUAACUAAUACUCCAUCUAUUUAUAGAGUUUUCAAUAUAGGUUGCUAUUUUAAAACCAAAAGUGGGUAGUGGUUAUAUCCUCAAAAAUAAGGGUGCCAAAAACUAACAUAAAUAUAAAAUUGUAAAGCUGCUUGUUUCAUAAAUGUUCUAGAAAAAAAAUUCCGAAAAAAGUUAACACUUUCCGAGACAGUGAAGGUCCUCACUUAAAUGGAUCACCUGGUACAUGGUGCUUAUUAUGAAUAGGUAGGUAAUUGAAAACUACUGGUUAUUUUGGUGGGGGAAAGGAUUUCCAUAUUUCAUGGUAACAAUAACAGUAUGGUUAAACGAUUACCUUAUAUAUAGCCGCUCUAGGCAUCAAAAUAUUAAAUAAUAUAGGUAAACUCAAUAUUAUAAUAAUAUAAACUUUUAGUUAUUAUUCAUAAUAUGGGUACCGAUAUUUCAAGUAUAUAGUAACAAGAUGUUUUCGAUUCGAGGGUGCGCGAAUUUGAUUUUUAUUAUGUGUUUACCUAUUAUACGCUACUUAUACAUAAUACUAUCGUGUUACAUAAAAUAACAGCUAUAAGCACUUUUGAGUAAAUUAUGUGUAUAUUUUUGAAUAAUAAUAUUAUACUAUCGGAUCAAUACUACCGGUAUCUUUAUUGUAGCAGGUUAUUUCGUUAUUAUCGAAAUCUACUGGGGAGUUUUUCGAUUUUAUUAAUUGUGCAAGAGUAUAUAACAGGUACUCAUAUCUCCAUUUUUAACAAAUUUAAGUUACAACAUUACAGUUACUCGUAGAAUAUAUUAUGUUAAAGUUAUUAAUUUCCAAUCAAAAUGUAUUUAAAAUACACUAUCGAUUUAUAAUUAUUUACGCGGAAAACAGCUAUUUAUAUGAUUGAUUUUUUCGUUAAAAUUAUUGUCUGUGUUUUAAAUUGGUCCACACAGAAAUCCACACGAUAAUAUAGUUAUUACUCAGAUAGUUUUAAAAUUUAACCAUAAUAGUUACAAUGUAUCAAAAAAAUAUCGUUGUAAGACAGUUAACGUAGAACGUUAUAAAACAUGAUAAUAUAUGUUUACAGGUAUCCUGUCAAAAUGAUGCGGUAUUAAUGUCGCGGUAAAAAAUGUCUACUUUUCAAUUUUUUUUUUUUUUAAAAUGAAUCUGUAAAUGCAUAUAUGCAUCAAGGGUAGUGCAGUAAGGGUUAAACUUUGUUUAUUUUAUUGACACCAUUUAUAAAGUUUGCAUAGUUAACAAACGACUAACAAAAGUUUUUAAUGAGUACGAAAAAAUAUCGAUUGAGAUUACUUACGCGGAAUUUAUCAUAAUUUCCAAUACCAAUUACAAUACAAAUAAUAUAAUUAUUUUUUAACUAAUACAGUUUGACUAGGUAUAUAAACUGUAUAUAUGAAAAUUACAAAAUGUACAAAGUUCAAGAAAUGUUUUUUUCUUUUUUAUCUGUAUAAAACUAUAUAUAAAUUACACUAAAGAGAUUAAUAAUAAAUAAAAAAAAGUCGAUUGUUGGAAUUUCACAUAUUUUUUAUGCGGUGACAUUUUUUUUGUUCACGAUAUUUUGAUCACAACUUUUUGACCACGAAAGUUUUAACCUUGCCAUUAUUGCCGAGGCAUUUUUCAGACGUGAAUUCAUGUUCAAAUGAUUCUAGUUAUUAUCACUCUCACGGUCUCGGUAGUAACUAUUACACAUAUACGUGAUAGUUGAUAAUUACUUUAGUGAUUAUCGAAAUUGUAAGAGUGAUAGUAACUAUCAUCGUGUGAUCUUUAUAGACAUUUUUAUCGAAAUUCAAUAAACUACAAUAUUAUGUCUUCUUCUAUCAUUUUACUAUAUCAUACCUAUCUACCUCUGUGGUGGAUAUGAUAGUAACUAUAUGACUGUAUAAACCGCACUUUAUAGUGAAUUAACAUGAGUAAAUAAAACAAGUUUUAAUAGACAACGUACCCAAUAACAAUUUAAUAUAAGUCAUAAGUAUUUAAUGAAAUAGGUUUUAAAGCGUUGUUGUAGAAUUAAAAUAGGAGUAGACUUAAUUAUCGUUAUUGUGCAAUUGUUUAUAAUCAAAUUAUUAUGUAUCGUAUACUUACAAAAAUAAAUAAUAAAAAUUGUUUGCGUGUCCAAUCACAGGUUCGUGGGGGAAAAGAAGUCCAGUGGACUACAUGAACGAGUACUCGGGAUAUGGAGACGAUGAUGAUACUUACAAUAAAGCUUAUAUUUCCCCACCAGGUAAAUAAUAUACCUAAGUCAGAGUUUUGAAUAUCUAUAGAAGCACGUUUAUCGUUUUUAUCGUCAUGUGCUCGAUUGUACAACUACUUAUAUAUUAAUCAUGCAUGGUAAAAAUCGUAUUGUGCUUACAACAGUUACAACACCUGCUACUAUAAAAUUAUAUAAGUGCCUAAAGAUUCGUUAUCAACAGAUGGACGUUUUUAACGACAUUGUUAAAUUACUAAUGCUUGUUGCGAAUACAUAAUAAUAUAUUAUUAUAAUACAUAAUCUACCGUCCGAUAAAUAUAAUCAUGUAUACAAAUUAUUCAGGGUGAAUUUUUUUUUAUGCUUGUUCUUUCUAUUUUGUAAACUUAAUUAAAAUAAUACAUUUUCUAAAAAAAAAAAAUUAUAUCGUUCAAUAUCGUAAAAACGAUUUUUAUUUUAUACAUGCUUUGUUUUGAUUGCCUACGUAGGAGGUUUAAAAAAAAAAAAACAUUUCGGAACGUCUAAAUUAUUGCGUUGGAUUAUGAAUUUUCAUUUUCGAUUAUUUUAAAUUAUAAUUAUAAUUUAUCGUCUUAUUGACUUUGUAAGGUAUUUUAUUUCAAGUAAUAAAAAAAAUAUACAUAUAUUAUUAAUUUAAUACGCUGUAAUUAUAUAAUAACGAAAACGUUAAAUAUAUUAUUCUGUGAUUUUUACCGAUAUUUUUCCUAAUGUAAUCCGUUAUGGUUUCAGGUUACAAUAGUUAUUAUUCAUCGAACUCACCCAACUACCCAAGUGCAGGAUUCGAAAAUUAAGACAUCAACAGUCGAGUUUUGAGAUUUACUACCAUGAACAAAAAUAAUACAUUAUUCACUAUUAUUUACUUACACUACUUAUUAUAUUAGCCUUAACCUUAUACAGAUUAUAAUAUUAAACAAAUUUAUAUAUAUAUAUAUAUAUCAGUUGGUGAAAUAAAACUAUUGUAUAUAUAUAUAUAUAAAUAUAUAUAUACACCUCCGUACACAUUCAAGUAAACAAAACAUAUUUUUGUGCGU